AUGAAGCUGGUGAACGGGGGAGGAGGAGGAGGUGGGGGAGGAGGAGGGGGUGGAGGUGGAAGAGGAGGUGGAGAGAAGACUGCCUUUUCCUUUAAGAAGUGCUCAGCUUUCCAGUUUGUCAAGAGGAAGGUGAGUUGAGGAUGACACACACACACACACCAACACAUGCACACAUUUCAGGUUGGAUGCAUCCUACACACAUGCACCUACACGGCCAGAGAGGAGGUGUCACAGCCGGAGUGUGUGUGUCAGUGUGUGUGUGUGUGUGAGGCAGAGAUGAUGUCAUUGUGAAAGCUAAGCUGCGUUAAUCAGGUGCAACAUUUGGCUCCCUCUUUACCUAUGUUUACAGUGCAGGCUUGUGUGUGUCUGCUUUAUAAUACUGUUGUGUUACUGAGCCCCACAAGUGUCUGCCGAGUUGAUAUCAUGACAUCAGUGAGCCGGUCCAGUCCUGUAGUUAAGAUCCAGCUUUUCCUGCAUUAUGCUGCAGUGCUGUCACAGGACGGUGUAAUCUUAAUGCUUUGUGUUUAACUGUCUUAAAUGUGUUUGUGUGAUGCUGACUUUUCCAAAGACAAACAGACAGCUCAGUUUAAAGACGACCAAACUGCACUUGAAGGACUUGGGGUCAGGCUUUCUGGACUGCUGUAUAUGCAUGAAUGAGAUUUGAAAAUGCUGGUAGAGAGUAUAAAUAAUUUGUGUUUGAGUUGAGAUGAGUUUGAGAUGUGCGCUUGUUGUCAAAACCAUCAAUCUGCCAAAUUCAUGGAUUACUAAAUCAAGAAUAGUAACCAAUUGAUUAUGCAAACCAGAAUUUAAGUACAAAGUGGAGUGUCUCCCAGCCAUAACACAACUACCAACCAAAGACAUAACAAGCAAAUAUUGAUUUUAACAUGAUUCAAUUGAUUUAGAAAUCAUAAAUUAUCACAGCUAGAAAAAAUAGUCCCUCGGGUUACACUUUUGGUUGCACUUCCACCUCAGAUUCUAACCAGCCUCCUCUGAAACAUUAAAAUAAACAUUCAAACUCGAGGUCAAGUUAUAACAUUAGCUUGUUUGCAGAGGAAGAUGUGCUCCAUGUUUCCUUAUCACACAUGAUUGGGAUCCAGUUGCUAAUCAGGCUGUUCUCACAUCUGUACCUGCAAACUGUCAUUAUCUCUUGACUCUCAAGACUAGGGGUGUAGUGGGUCAGGGGGGGUCUGCAGGGGGUCUGAGUCCCACUUUUUUUUACAGCAGAAAAAGUCAAAUAAGAAGUAGAAGAAAAAGUCACUUUAAAUGUUAAAAACUGGUGUUACUAGCAAAAAAAAAAAAAAAAAUCAGAAUUGUAUAUUCAACACAGUUAAUUAUCAUCUACAAUUACACACAGCUAACUUUGAAUCAUGCAGCUCAUUACCUGCUCAACAAAUGGAUAUAAAAAUAGAAAAAAAUAUAUUUAAAGAUAAUCUUACCAGCUCAAAAAUUAGUUGUUUCUAUAUAUGUAUUUGCUACGUAGUUGCUCAAUUAACAUUGGAUUUUUCAUUCAUACCAGAGGCAGAACAUUACCAUUUUUCUGAAGGUAUUUUUGUAUCAAACAAUCACAGGACCUGAUUUAAGUCCUUUACCCUAUUACUUUAAAAUCUGUGGACAUUUGUUUUUCACAGAACCCGUUCUUUAUCACUGUUGAACCAUGUGUUAAGUUUUGCGUUUUCUUCAGUUUGGUUGAUGUCCCUUUCUUUCAUUCUUGUGUAUUGAGCCUUGCCAGCUGUUUUUGAACUGUCUACCUCCUCUUAUUUCUCUGUUGGCAACCGUUUUACCAUAAAUGUAAAGUUUUGUGCUCUCUGAAUGAAUGAAUGAAUGAAACACUAAAUCAAGGUUAUCCUCCAUGAUAUCAUGCUAACAAAAGUGUUUUUGCCACAGUGUCAACAUACAGACACAAAAUGUACCAGUCUCUGUGCCAAGGACUGGUUGUCUCGAGCAGCACUUGGCUCUUGAGAAAUAAAACACUUCCUUAUCGGGUUUUGGCCAGUUUAAAUAGAGUAUUUGACACAGUUGGGUUAUAAUGUGUAACAUAUUAUUGAUGAGCUAAUAUUUGUUAGUGAAUGCAUCUUGUUAAUGACUAACUCUCUUUUGUAACAGCCAUCAAGGAUGCAGUAAUAAAUCUGGUAAAGCAUUAAUAUAUGGUCAGAGGUUGCUUUAUAACUCGCAAUUAUUAAACUUUAAGAAUCAGUUGUUUAUUCAUCCCAUCAAUUUCAGCUGUUUCCUUAAAGUGUCCCUCUAUUACGCAUGAUAAUUAAAACCUAUUUCCUGAACAGCACCAUACAAACAUUGAAAUAGACUUAUCUUAUCUGUGGGUAAUGACAGCAUGGCAUGUUAAUCUGACCGAACACAGUGACCAGCCAUAAAAUCCCCAUAAAAUUAACCACUUACCCACAAGAACACAACCUUUGUUUUCAUCUUUGUAAUAAUUAGAUAGGUCAUAAGUUACAACUGGAAAAAGACAAGAUAUCCUUUAACAAGAAAGACCAUAAGCAAACACUUGGGAAAGCUGUAAAUUGUCUGGUUCUCGUGGAAAAACUGAACAUAGAAAUGUAUGGCUUUAUGUCUUCUCAGGGCUUGCCCUAUACAUAUAAGUACAUGCUAGGUUAUUAACAACACAUUAAUCUUAUUGUCUGUUUUUUCUUUUUUAAAUGAAACAGCCUAAAAGCUAUUGGAUCUCACAUUUAAAUGUAAAUGUAAGCUAGGUUUUGGAGUUCUUCGUGAUUGCAGAAGAAAAACUGUGACUACUUGAUGGUGUCACCAUGUGAUUUUUUAGUAGUGUUUGACCAAUAUCUUUUCAUGCAUUAAAUAAUGCAGCAGGGAUUGCUGCAAAACUAGCCGUUUUUUUUGGGGGGGGGGACUUGAGCAUAAGCUGCGAUCCAGCCAGAACAUCAACAAGCAUUUGUUUCCCUCAUUCAAACACCCUGAGCUUGACAAACAGUUCAGCUUUGUGUUUUCUUACUGCUGAAUUAUUUGCAGAUGAUUUACAUGAGAUCAAAGGAGAACACGGAGUACUAUGACUGCGGGGUAGGACGAGACGGAAAUGACUAACAUUACCUCCAGAGAAUGACGGAGAGAAAGGUUGAUGCACUCACUCAAUAACUACUGUAUUGCUUUGGGAAUACUGUGCAACAUUAUUUUUCCCAUUAUCCAAACUGUCUAAUAUAAAAAAGAAAUCGGAUAACCCAAUACGGGUUUAUUGCACAGGUUAUUACGUUCAGUUUAGCACAUUUUAAGCCUUGGGGAGCGGACAAACACGGCAAUCAAAAAUCACUGGCUUGAUAAAUGUGAUGCUUCUUUGUUGCCGGGUAGUUUUGUGCACUUUUCUUGUCUGCUUGUAUCAUAGUUAUGUGUUUUUGCCUGCUGCAGGAUCGUCCAAAGUGAUCAUGUGUAGGUCUCAGAUGGCGUACAGUAUGGUGUGUAUCACUGAUGACUCGGCGUGUUAAGAUGGGCAGAUUGUGUUAUGUUAACACCCACGCACAAACACACACGCACUCCCACAGGCACAUUCUGCUGAUGCCUGAACCUCCCAUGGGAUUUAUAAAAAAAUACAUUCCUGUUUAACAGUAAAGAGCCUCAAGAUCUAUCUGUCUAUCUAUCUAUCUAUCUAUCUAUCUAUCUAUCUAUCUAUCUAUCUAUCUAUCUAUCUAUCUAUCUAUCUAUCUAUAAGUAAUGUAAAACUCUGACUUUUUUCUACUCUAACAAGAAAAACAGAAGCUAUCAGAUCCGCAUCAACACACAGCCCCAAAUCAGAAUUAAUGCUUACUGCUGCUCAGAGUUUGUGUCUCUAUUUUGUGCCCAAAUAAGCCUAAUUAUGUAACAGGGAGAGCACGAGUCCAGACGGAGCACUUCGUGUCAUACAAAUGAGUAAAGGGAAAGAUGGAGGAGCGGAUAAAAUCAAUGCCACUGAGUCUGUUUGUGCGCUUUCUGUCUGUGGAUUUCGACUUUAUGUUUCAGAUGAGGUCUCUUGCAUCACUCGUGUAAACAUCUAAGGAUUAUCAAACGAUGUUUGAUGGUUCUAUAAGAGCAAUCAAAGGGAAUUGAUAGUAAGUUUUAGUCUGAUUCCAGGGGUGUUUUGAGAGAUGACCUGGGGUGGAGUAGGCCCCUUUGAUUCUGCCCACCCCAGCUCUAACUCCUCAGUCUAUUGCUGUUUUCACACUCAAGUACUUUGAAAAAAAUCAGACAGAUAUCAGUACAGAACAAAUAAACACUGUUCGUACAUGCCCCUCACAAUAGGAAGUUCUUCCACUUUGAGGUGGGUGUCCCAGGAGGCAAAAACAUGUCUAUAGGUUGUGUUAAACAUGAUGUCACCCAUUGGUUUUAUAUCAGGGUUUUGAAGCUCAGCAAUAGCAGUUGCUUUACUAGAAUUGUGGUAACUAGUAUAACUUUUGGUCAACCUAUAGCAGGAGGCAAGCGAGAGAGAAAAAAGACAACUUAGUUAACAGCGUCAUAGUCAAAGUAAUUGUCAAUAGUCAAAGUAGAUAAAACAAAAUGGAGACAGAAGUGAUGAAUCGAUUGUAUGUGUGUAUUUGUGUGAAAACGUGUACCAGUCCUGCAUGAAUCAGUGCUCAAGUCAGACAACCCCAGUUUAAAUAUUUUGGACAUACCAGUGUUGGUUUUAUUGAUUCUUGACUUAUCACCACGGUGAUAUAACACAAAGGCUCUAACUGUGUUUUGUAGUGUGGUGCUGUGUUUAAAUAUAUACUUCAUACUGCUGUGUUUUGGUGCCUGAGGUGUUCAAGUGUGGAGCUGAGCGGAUGUCACCUCUUAUUCAUUUCAUCAUCAGCCUGACACAUUAGACAAACGGCACCCUGUCUGAACCACAGGGGUAUAACACAUAAAAUAAAACUGUUUUCUUCCUUCUUUGAGUGUGAUGACAAAAAACAAACAGGAGAGUCCUUUAAUUAGAGGUAAAAUCACUCACAUGUACACUCAGCUCAUGUUCUGUGGGAGAAAACUUGCAUAAUUCUUAAUCUAGCUCAUGUUUUUGGUGUGCGUCACUCAGCUUCUGUGCUAGUUCAACAGCAGUCAGUUUAUUUGUGCACUGACCUGCUGGAGUGUUUUUCCAAGUUUGUUUUCUCACACCCCGACAUGCCUUGACAUGCUGUCUGGCUUCUCUUCGACUCAGGCAUCCAAUCUCAGUGUGUGUGUACUUUUGUGUUAGUGUGUGUGUCACAUCUGUCUGGACUCUGCGGCUCAGUCACUCAGCCUGGUGUCCCUGCAGAGUGUGUUUGCUGAAUGUUCCACUCACACAACAGGAUGAGAUUUCACACAGAUUCUCAUAAAAAUAUUGCCUUUCUCUCCCACCAUGUCUCCAAUUUUCUGUUGACUCUCGAGUUUAACCAUCUCUCCCCUACGCACCAACAUACACACACUGGGUUUUACAAUUUCUGAUGGUGCUUUUCUGAAGAGUCUUUGCAGAAAAAGUGUGUGUGCAGUGUGCUUGCUACAUUAACUUGCACAUGUUGAAUUUACUUCGUUUUGCACAAAUCUUCCAUGACUGUUUAGACUCCAUGGAUGCUUAAUGUGGACAUCUGCUAGUGGUGUUUUCUUCAUCACAUUUGAUAAUUGUGUUAUCAGCAUGCAUCAGGUGUGCAUGCAUGUGGGUCAUUUUGUGUCUCUCUUACUUCAUAAGCUCAAAGUGCAGUGUUUCUCUUUGAAGUGCAUCUGCAUAAAUGUGUGUGUUUGUGUGUGUGUGUGUCCCUCUCACACUGACGUGUAAUCAGGGAUAACACAAGGAAGUCGUCUUCUUCUGAUCAAAGGGGCAGCUGGCAGGGUUGACAGCGCGCAGGCGUUUGUGUGUUUGUGUUUGUGCGACACCUGUGCUGAACACACGUGAAUACAAAGAGAAAAAGCAAAAGUAACACCAACUACUUGUUCCUCUUGGACAGGUUCGAAGAUGGAUGAGGAACCCAAAGGUGAGCGUGGAGAAGGCCCAGGGUAAAAGCCUCCUCUACCCUUGUCCGAAGUGCCCAUUGGCUGACGACUUGUGGUACUCUCACUUCCCCUCGCCGUACGGCUGUUGUCACUACAGCGGCCUGCAGGGCGGCAUGUACUACCACCAGGAGCCAUGCUCCCCAUGCCCCGCCAGUGGACAAAGCAGCAGCCACGACAAGAACAAGGGCUGCAAGGUAAAGUCAAAACCCACUCUGCUUCUUUUGCUUCUCAGCCUUAUCAGCAAUGUCACACUGAAGUGGUGUUUCAAGAGAUUUGUGGCGUGGGGUUCAUCAUGUUGGGCACUGACUUAUGCAGGGCUGGCAUAAAAAGUGUGUGAAUGAAGAAACACUAACACUCACAUUCAUCCAAGACCACUUUUGCCAAAAGAAUUAUUUACUUGCAGUAGUUAUUUUUGGCUCUGUUUUGAGGGCAGCAGCAAAAACCCAGAACGGAACAAUGGUGACAACAUAUACAGUAUAAUAUAGGUAGUCUCAGCCCACUAGUUUCUAGGCUUUAUGAAGCCCAGCAACAGUGAUUGCCAUAUAAAAAAUGCUAACUUGCUUUUUAUUGGUUCUAAAUGGGUUACCUAGGCUUUUGGAGUCAGCCUCUUGUGGACACUUGAAGAGCAGCAGUUUUUAGCAUUACAGUAUUAGCAACACUUUAUUAACAGCGGAGAAUGCUGCUUCGUAUCUAUAAAGGAAAACUGUGACUUCUUAAGUCCUCCACUCAAUCACAAUCCAUCCGUGCAAAUGUCUUAACUUUUUGCAUCUGUGUUAUUUCAGUAGAUGCGUCACAGAUUACAAUGUUUACAAGUAGAGAAAUUAGCCACAAAAACAGAAUGUUCCUGCGGUAAAAACUGGUAUUUAGGGCCCGAGCGUAGCUGCUAAGCAGCUGCGAGAGCCCUCUUGUUCCUGCAUGUUUCCUUCUUUCGUUAUUAUUUUUCCUCCGCUUUAAACUGGAAAAUGGCCCACUUCCCACUGGCGAAAACUCAGGAAAUUUGGCAGGACGACCGGGCCUGGUGAAAAAUUCGAUAUUCUGAAGUCGCCCAAACAAUAAAAUGCAAAAUGGCUCCAUAGCGCCCCCUAAGGUGAAAAUUCACAUGACGGCUGUACGCUUUGUCAUAUUGACACAAAAAUUGACACACACAUGUAUCUCAAUAAGAUCUACAAAAAAGUCAGUGCGGGCAUAUCUGUCAAAUGUACGGUUAAUGGGUUAUUUUGCAUUUUUUGCAGAUCUGCACACAUUGGAAUUUCGCUAACUCCUCCUAAGGCUUUCGUUCGACCGGCACCACAUUUGCGCAGGCCAAUCUACCCCCCAUGGCCAUUAAAAGUUGUACAAAUCAUGACGCUGCACCCCACGGUUUACGUUCUAGGGGGCGCCAAAGAUAACCCAAAAUCCACAUUCUUAAAAGUCUUAUAAGUUUUUAUUUUUGUCCUCAGUGCCCUCCAAGUUUUCUAGGAUGAUGCAAUGUCCAGCCAUCAACACAUUUGUGAAGGAAUUUUUACUCCCCAAAAGAGCGCCCCCCCAUGGCAGGAGAAAAAAGUCCUUUUUUUUCUUGUCCCCUUACAUGAAAAUACACAUUGUUGAGUGUCACGCCUGAAUGCUUUGUCAUAUUGACACAAAAAUUGACAAGCAUGUGUAUCUCAAUUAGAUCUACGAAAAAGUCAAAAAGCGCGUAUCUGUAUAAUGUACGGUUAAAGGGCUAUUUCGCAUUUUUUGCCGAUCCGCACACAUUGGAAUUUCGCUAACUCCUCCUAAGGCUUUCGUCCCACCGAUACCAAAUUUGCUCAGGGCAAUCUACACCCCAUGCCCAUUCAAAGUUGUAAAAAUCAUGACGCUGCACCCCACGGUUUACGUUCUAGGGGGCGCCAAAGAUGACCCAAAAAUCCACAUUCUUAAAAGUCAUUUUGGCCACUGCAGGAGUACAGAGUACUGCAGUUCUAGGGGGCGCCAAAGAUGACCCAAAAAUCCACAUUCUUAAAAGUCUUUUUGGCCACUGCAGGAGUACAGAGUACUGCAGGAUACACACACACACACACACACACACACACACACACACACACACACACACACACACACACACACUCAGAGUCUGUUUUUUAGCACCUGCAAAAACAUGCUGUUUACAUAUUUGACAAGAAUGCAGAGGCUUCCUUUUGCCCCUGAAAAAAAUCAGAUUUCAAACACAACUUGACUGUUCAUUUCUCCAAAAGACAACCAUGAAGCUCCAUCCAAACCUGAAGCAGAUAGUUGGUGCAUGUGUACAGUAACCUGAGGGGAGUGAGGUGACUAUUUCUGAGGAGAACAUGAGCAGUGAAGAUUCACCUUGGAGCUAGAACAGGGACGUGCACAUGAUUAUACAGGGGCAGGGGCUCAAGUUUUUUCCAGUCAUUUAUACAAUAUGGAAAUUAAUGUGAAAUUAAAACACAAAUAUGUGUGAUGAACUGUUUUUAAAACUUAAACUUCAAAUAAAAAUUGUAAACUUCAAAACAUAUGCAAAUUUUUAACAAAGAACAUAGUAAUUUACCUCUAUUUACAUCAAAAUGCAGGCAAUGGCCCAGGCGUUCUUUGUAAAAUUAUUUACAAAACACUGUAUAGUCUCACAAAUGUCACUUUUUAUUUAUGCCACUACAAAAAAACAUGAUGUAAAUGAUGCAUGAUGUAAAACAUGAUGUAAAAAACUUGUGUAGAUCCUCCUCUAUGUCAGCUCAUGUGUAAUUUUUCCAUAAUUCUUUGUUUUUUGCAGCAUUUUUGUUAGUGUAACUGCAGAUUGUGCUGACAGUCUAUGGCAAAAAAAACAAAAACUGAAAAUGCCUCAACAUGAACCCCUGGUGGUCUCUGAGGGUGAAACCUGCUAACUGCUGCAGCUCUGUCAGCUUCAGUCUCCCAUGCAGAGCUCUGAGCGCAUGUGUGGCUCUGCACCCUUAGCAGCGUUGCUAACUCCUCAGUAAGGAAAGCCUGCUUCAUGUCAGAGUCUCUAAACUCCAGAAGAAGUCGAUAAAAGUCCCUUUCUUUCUAAAAAAAAGUCGUUAGGGGUCUGAAAAGUAAUUGAAUCUAACAACAAAGUCGCUAGGUUUGCAACUACGUGUCCCAGACUGCAUCCCUGCUGAGAGUCCCUCCCUCCCUUCUCAUGUUGCAGGAAGAACGUAAGCGUCCGCCCCUUGUCAAUCAGUCACCAUAUAAUUUUGGAUUGGUUGUUGUGGUGAAGUUUUCCACCAAUAGGAGAGAUGUUGUGGUGUGUUUUUUUUUUCCUUUGGCAAGCCUUUUCCGCCUGUAAGACCUGUCGCUAAUGUGUGCAUGCUAUGUUUUCCUGUCUCAUACAGCGCGAUCGAGCGCCGAACGUGAUCAAAAUAAGCAGAAAAAAAGUAUCGCGGACAUAAUUUAUCAUAACUCUGGUUUUAUUUGGCCUAUCAACACAAUUUAAAAACUGGUAUAUAGGUUGAGGUCCUCACUUUUGAGAUAAGUUGAAACGGAGAGUUAACGAGGCUCCGUCUUGCAGCUACAUCCGGUUAAAUAUGUCAUGUGACUUGAACGCUGGGGAGCGUCAAUCGAAUCGAAUCAAACCUAACUCUCAGAUGAAUCUUCAAAAUUCACCUCAGAAAUAUGCUUAUUAUUCUUCUCAGAGUACUGCAGGAUACACACACACACACACACAGACACACACACACACACGCACACACACACACACACACACUCAGAGUCUGGUUUUUAGCACCUGCAAAAACAUGCUAUUUACAUAUUUGACAAGAAUGCAGAGGCUUCCUUUUGCCCCUGAAAAAAAUCAAAUUUCAAACACAACUUGACUGCUCAUUUCUCCAAAAGACAACCAUGAAGCUCCAUCCAAACCUGAAGCAGGCAGUUGGUGCAUGUGUACAGUAACCUGAGGGGAGUGAGGUGACUGCUUCUGAGGAGAACAUGAGCAGUGAAGAUUCACCUUGGAGCUAGAACAGGGACGUGCAGAUGAUAAUACAGGGGCAGGGGCUCAAGUUUUUUCCAGUCGUUUAUACAAUAUGGAAAUUAAUGUGAAAUUAAAAAACAAAGUAUGACUGUCCUGUGUAGGUGACAGUGAUAUCCAAUAGGCUAGGCACUCACGAGGCUGGCUGUGGCAAGUGUAAGUGAAAGCAACACGCACUGGCAGGAAGAACAGAAAACGCAGAUGAAGGAAAAGGGUCUUUGCAGUGAUGGGCGUUACCAGAGAGGGCGAUGGCCAGAGGACACAAAUGCGAUGGGGAGGCAGCACGUUGGGGGGGGGGGGGGCGACACGGCUCGGGCCCGCCAGUGCCCCAACGGGGUCCUAGUUUUACUUGCCACCUGAUGGGGAGUCCCUGGCCUUUGGAACUAGCCCCUAGUGGACACUUGAGGAGCUGCAGUUUUUUGGAGCAGCUCUAAUUCUCAACACUGUUUGUUAAGGAAGAUGCCACACUUGCUGUAAACAACAGCUUCCUCUUGAAAUAAAGCCAAGACAGUUGCUUCAAUCAAAUGAAGCAGACUGUAAAUCACAUUUAAAAAUAACAGGGCGGUUACCGGCUGGACCAGUGGGUGGAUUUCAGGCACACCCUCCCCACACCCACGCACUAAGGGUAUGCAAUGAUUAAAAUGUUCUGUUUACAUAGAAGGAAUGUGAAUUAAUGCAAGGUCAGCCUUCUUUUUAGCUUUGGGAGUAGAAACCAAUACACUCACCAAACACCUCUCUGCAACAAAGUACAACAGGACUGUUCUGGCCUGUGUCCCUGGAGCAGAGUGAGCAACAUUUUACAACAACAGCAAGAAAGAUUAGACCUCUCUGGCAAUGGUUUUCCUGGAGCUCAGGUAGAGUCAGCAGUGAAGAUGUGUGGUGAAAUGCAUGUUCGGAAACUGAAUGGGAAAUCAUUGGGGUGAAAGAAGAGUUAAUAAAAAGACAUUAUGACCCACUUCCUCUUCAUCCUUUCUCCACAAAUCUCCCUCUCUGGCCUGAAGUUGCACUUUUAUCCAUAAACAACAACCUUGACUCACUUUGCACCCCUCCCUCUGUUUACCUAUUAGUGUGGAAAAACAGCAAAGUAGCGAAUUAUGUGCUAACAGAACUCCACUUAUUGUUGUGCUUGUCUUUACCCUGCGUUUAAGCUCUACCACGAGGGUUGUUAUGUAACAUAAACACUAAGGCAGCUGAAGGCAGGGGCGUUUUUUUUUCUUUUCAAAGGGCCCGUUGUUGAUGUUUUUUUGCUUACCAAGGGAAGGUGUUUCUGAAAUUAGAGCAAAAGGGACAAAUUCAACUGAGCACAUGAGGACUGAAUUAAAUAUUAAAGAAAACAAAUAAAAACAAAUAUCAGCGUGAAAAAAAGGAGGUGUAAGGAUACAAUCAACUCUACUCAGCAGGUGUCCAGCUCACCCUCGGUUAUGCAACCGCAAUCAUGAUAGAGAUCCCACACCUAUCAAUCAUCACUCUCAUCUAUUGGUUCCUCUUGUGUGUGUUUAUGUGUGUGAGUGUGUGUGUUCCUCAGCUCUCAUGGGUGGCAGGCGAGAAUGAGUCAUCACUGUCCCAGAGAGACAAAGCCACACUAGUGUGUGUGUGUGUUUAAAAAAGAGUGUGUAUGUGUGUGUACUACCUAACAAUGUUGAAGUGUGGAGCGCGUUGACGUGCAUCUCUCCACUCUCUGCCUCCAGCUCUUUCAUUUCUUCAUUUUUUUAUGGUAUCUUCCUUCCAGGGCUGGUCCGUCUCACUUUAUCUCUCCAUCAAUUCCACCUCCUGCCCUCACAACCAAUAGAUCUGUCACUUAGGUCCCACUGGAGAUAACUGGUGUUGGUGCGUGUGUGUGUGUGUGAGGUGAAUUAAUGGAUGUUGCAAGGAGCUAGGAACAGUGGGUUAAAGAUGAAGGGGAUCUGUGGUGAGUCAUUUCUCUGCAGACAGUGUGUGUGCUUGUGUGUUUGAAGGUAAUGCAUUGCUAAUGUGUGGUCAAAGAGGACUGACCCACCAACACAUUUUUAUUCCCAGCUCAUCUGAUGUGAAAAUACGGUCACCCAGUUAUCACUUACGCAUCGGUGGUAUUUGUCAUUCUGGUGACACUUUAUAGAGAAGCGGCAGCUUUAUGGCAGUCUUACCCACAGGUUUAUCCUUUAAAGUCACCGACUCAGGCGUCCAUGCUUGUUAACUCAAGAGUAAGAUCGAGCUAAACCUACAGCAGCCUAUCUUACCAGUGGUUUGUGAUCCAGCAAUAGAGAGACAAUAAACCUCAAACAGUUGGAUGCAUACUGUAUUCUUCACACUCUUCAAGUGUCUGACUCUGAGAGGCAUGGCCCAGUAACACUCAGACGUUAUGUUCUCAGCUGUCCAUUACAUGCUGUACCAUACCUCAGCACACUCUGUACAAACAUUGAACAUGUAACAGCUCCCGCCCUCAAACUUAAUCUGCCAAAAACUUGCAGACAAACGCUCCCCCUCUCUGACACACCAAACUCUCUGCUCUGCUAAGUCUCCUGCGGGGCCACCCACAGCCUGACUCAAAUGCAAAUGAACAAAAACUUCACUAUGAUAUUUGUCAGCCCAUCAAAGUAAACCAUAUCUCUGAUGGUCCGACAAGCGUCUCAGGCUGUGGUUUAGGAGCAGAGGGGUGAUGACGCUGAGCGGCUGCUGUCACACAAAGUGGAGGAGAUGAAUAAGACAGCAGACACUGACAGAUGGUGUCAGCUUACUCUAACAUGAUGAAUGAGACAGAAGAGAAAGCUCUGGGGACAUUUGUCAUGCUCGGAUACAUGAUGCUCUUUAUUCUGAUGAUGUAAGUCUUGAGGAAUAUUGCUUUGCCUCAAGAAUCCUGCAUUGUUGAAUGUUAUCGUCCUCCUCACUUGGGCGUUUGGACGGCUUUUGGAAAAGUUAAUGUGGUCUUAAGUGAGGCUUUGUGUCUCCAGAGCUUCAUCUGAGCUUUGAGGCAAACAAAAACGUAGAUAAAAAGCGACAUCUACCUUCAUUAUUCUCAGCAAAAACAGCCCCUACAACCUCCACCGCCUCUUCCCUCUUAUUAAAAAUCCAUCACAGCACCUGAUUUCUCAUUAUCAUACCAUUUAAAUGCAGGUAGCUUAGCUUAGCCUUGACCCUUUGCUUAGCCUUCUUAGAGCCCAAAGCUAAAUAUAGAGCAUCUUUAUGGCUCUGGUGUUAUUAUAUAAUGAAAUCAGCGCUCUAAAGUUAUGACUCCUGCUUCUGCUGACAUGAUAACUGUAGGGCAGAGAGGAGCAGAGGUUCAGGAGGAAACGCAGUAAAUGGUGUCGAUUGGGGGAAAUUAGAGUUCAAAAUUGGACAGAGGUUUGAUCUAAAUGUCUGUCUGCCAGGGAGAAAUAAGAGCAGAUUUGGGUUUGUUGGCGCUGAGGGGAAAACAUAAAGAGGGUAAACAGCAGUGAUCUAGAGAGAGAGAGAGAGAGAGAGAGAGAGAGAGAGAGAAAUGAAGCAAGGAGGAGAGCUGAGAGGACACUUUUAUUAGAAGAUAGAGGAUGAGGUCAGAGCUUCUGCCCCAACGUCAGAGCAUGAGCAGAAAUCAGAAGCAUAUAAAUCCUCCUGAUAAGGACGUCCUGUACUGUCCUGUGUACUUACUAGCAGACUGUCAGAUCCUCUACACAUAUACACACUAACACACACAAACACACACACAAAGCUAAUGCAGACACAGCCUUUUCGCUAAUCGCUAACAUCAAGCUGUACUGUUCGUGAUGAAGACUUCAUCAAAAAAUGAAGAGAACAUUAACUUCUGCUGACAGCUGGUCGUCCUGAAACGUUAUCUCUAUCGUUGUACACAUUCAGUAUUUCUCCACAGCAGUGUCAGUAACACUAUAGAUCUGCGCCUGUGUGUCUUACAGUGUAAAUAUUGUGUAUAGUGAAAUACUACCCUGAAAGUAAAGGAAUGUUUAAAGGGCAUGUUUAUACCCACAUAACCCAGAAUUACACCACCAUGAGGGCACUUUGGCCUGAACCUUUACCGCUGUAUUCAUGAGCUUAUUGUCACUGGAGGGAAACAGCCUUACUUUAGCAAGAUUUAAAGAUACCAUAAGGAACUUUUUAAUGAACUUUGCCAGGUGCCUGUGUUUGAUAUUUGACAUUUUCAGCCGCAAUUGCUAUUAAAGGGAUAUUCCGGUGUAAAUUUAAGUUAUGGUCAAACACACCGUAACACCGAGUUAGACCCCCUCGAGAGAUGAAUGUUGCCGACUGCUUGCUUCUCUAGUUAUACCAACAGGGGAGCCCUGACGAGUCGAUCACAGAGUGCAGCAGAGUAUUGCUGCUUAAGAAAUCAGGCAAAGCUGAAAAGAUGUUUGAUGGCUAGUACUAUGGCUGGGACCCUAUAUGUACUGUUGUUGAAGUUAGGUACUGUUCUGAUCAUUAUUUGUGGUUAUAGAGUGGUGUUUUGGUUGAGGUUUACGCAUGGAGACGUAAACCGCUGUGUAUUGCUAUCGUUACUAAAGUUGGUAUAACUAGAGAAGCAAGCAGUUGGCAACAUUCAUCUAUCGAGGGUGUCUAACUGAGUGUUACGGUGCGUUUAAACGUAACUUAAAUUUGCUGUGGAAUAUCCUUUUAAAGAGUUCUGUGUCUCAUCCUCGAUUUAUCCAAAUUCACAGGUUAGUUACAGAGCAGAUUCACUUUGACGUCUCUAAUUGAUGAAACCAAACCAUCAAUAUGGGAAGAAGUCUUUUUGUCCUAAGACAAGUGUAAACAAGAACCACAAAAACUAUGUAUUUGACAUAUGACUCAGAGAAAGAUCCAGAUUUUGUUUUCAUACCUUCUUUAAAACCUGGUCCUCUUCUGGGAACAGAUCAGGUGAUACCAUCCUUACCCAGAACCGUCUGAUCUUUUGUAGUCCCAUAUGGGUUAACUGUCCAAAACUCAUUCAUGCAGGAUAAAAAGGGGGGCAGCGAUGAGUAAGAAAGGAAGUGGAGCAGAGCAAGGGGAUGAAAGGGGGUGAAGAAAUCCUCCGAGAUGAGAGAAACCAACCGUGUCCUGGAAGAACAGUGAUUUUGAUCUGCUCCUAUGCAGCCUGUGAAAUGUUGGCGACUAUUGAUUAGAUCUCAGCUGUAAGUGAUGGUGCAAAGUAGAGGAUGAAUAACUGCUCAGGAUUUUUUUUUUUUCAUGCAAUAAUAAACGUAGUUAAUUUCGCGGUGAGGUAACUCCACAUCGUACCUUUAAACGCACCAUUGAAAAAAAACCUCUGGGUGGUAUUAACUCUGGCUUUCUAAGUCAUGUAGUUUGUGUGUUAAGUUGGCUGCUGGGUGUCGUUAUCCAACAAGACAAAACAGGGGGUGACAACCUGUGACAAAUCCUCCUCACUUGUUCCUCCUCAGCAGUGACAAGACCCUACAGGCUGUGCUCUGUAGGAUGAAUGCUAAUGCUGUUUGUCUGAAUCAGUGAAUGAUGUAAUGAUGGUGGGCUCAUUCAAAAGUCCUGUCAAGUGAGACCUCGAGGCACUCACAAGAACAAACAAAACUCAAGGGUUGCAUCAGAUGACAAGACUUUGUAGAAUUACCAAAAUACCGUCUGUUCCCAAAAACUUUUCUCACUUUUAUGAUACUUUCUCUGAAGCUGCUGGACUUAAGACUCUGGACUUUAACUGUUGACGUCGUCUUAUCUCUGAGGUGUCUCAGUCGAUUAUUCUGGGAAGCGAGCAGUUCACAGCUUAAUUGAGCUAAUGGUUAAUGACUCCUGUGUCAGAGUCAAAGAUAGCACAAGUUUGUUAGUGACCUUUACUGGCACUUUUCGAGGUAAGAACAGAAACUUUGGACUUGGAGAUUUUGGUAACUGUGUCAAGCAGGCAGGACGAGCUUGAUUCACUGCUAAUCUGCGUACAAAAAUAUCUGACUUUAUAUUUAUACGGCACGAACGUCACACAGGAAAAAACUCACUCGAAUGAUUAAACAUGCAGCUAAACUACCAGCAAAACCAGAGUCCAACUUUUUGACAGCAUCAUUGAGUGCGCCUAACAUCCCUGUCACCACUCAUUUCAGCCGCUUCCCUCAUGUAACCUUUGGCCAAAAGGAGCAAGCAAGGCUGGACAGACACUACUGUUCAUGUGCUUUUACUGAAUUAUGGAGCUAUUUACGAGAUAUUGGGUAAAAAUGCUUAACUUUUGCUUUAUGAAUUGCACCUAACUCUGUUGCUUCUCUGUCCCUCUCCUCUCCUUUCAGAAUUGUUGCUUGGAUUUGGCACUUGAGCCCCAGCUUUAGCUGCUCUUGCCACAAAUUGAUUUACUGUCAAGACUUAUUUUUGUUGUCUUGGGCUUAUAAAGGAAUUCAGAAGAAUAGCCAACAAGGUCCAAUUAUAUUUGAUACAAAAAGUGACACAAAAAGAGCCCAAUCUCUGUCCAGGUUGUUGUCUUUUCAUACAUACUGUAGAGACAAGAGUUUAAAUAUUAAGUCCACAUGACGUCUAAAAGUCAAAAAUCCCCCUGACUCCAUCAAAAUUUGUGCUUGGUAAUGAAAACAGUGAGCUUCAAGUUUAGCAUUGGUACAUAACAAUCUUGGCAAACCUCCACGUCCUACUUUUCCUCUCUGUAAUAACAGAUAACAUCAUCUGACAUCGUUUCUGCCAUGCUUCUUCUCUCCUCACACCUUAAAUCCACUCCAACCUUGAUGUUUUCUUGCCAUCAUCCAUUGUUCUCCCGGUUGUUGAUACCCACAUUUCCCCUUCUCUGAUAUAAACAUUUUUAAGCAGCAUUUAAAUGAGGGAACUCUCCCAGGGUUUUGGAAAGCGGAUCUAAGCUGCCACUGUUUAGCAUACGCUAAGCAAUGGAAAACUGCUAAUCCUUUGCUAUUCUUUUGUUCCAAAGCCAAGUUCUCUGGCAGUGGAAGAAUGCGGUUAAAGUAAUAAACUUGGAAUUGCUUUUCCUGCAUGAUCUCCCCUCUUUGCUUACAGUAGAUAUACACACUCCCCCUAAAAUGGCUCAGCGCAUUGGUUUCCACUGUUAGUGCUGCAUUAUGCAGAGCUCUCUCUGCCAAAAUAUGGAAAAUUGAGAAGCAGAAAGGAGGUAUUUAUACCUUGGCUGCGGUCUCCUGGAUUUGUUGUGAUAUGGAGGAUCUGUGACUUCGCUUUGUAGUGUUUCAACUAAUCUUGGCAAUAACAAGCUGGAGGGAAAACUGAGGAAGGUGCAGGCAGGUUGUUUGUGAUGUUAAGAGGUUUCCUUUCUAAUCUAUGUCUGGGUUGAUACACAUCACAGAGGAAUUCAAUGCACGUAGAGAGAACGAUAAAUAUGCAUGACUUCAUAUUGUAAGGUGAAGUCACCUGGAAGGAGUGGUGCAAUCUUAUUUUGAAAGGUUUCAAAUUGAUUGAGAAAUUAGGUUAAAAGACAAGGGUGAGAAAUAAUGAGUGGGUGGUGAUGCACAUUAAAGUCCUAACAGGUGAGCAAACCUCUGACGUAAGCUGACAGACUGAGGGUCACUUAUCUCACAGAUGACACAUUCUUGCCAUUAUCACCACAGCUUAUGGUUUAAGUUACCUUGUUAAGAUGGGGUUUUAUGACCACAUUGAAAAGUAAAGUUGUAAUGGGAUAAAAGUCAUGUUGUUAUGGAAAUAAGGUCGUAUUAAAGUUAUUAUACUCUGAGGAUAAACCCUGAAAAAGAUGAGAUUUGCAGUUUCCCCCUUCAAAAUAGUAUUAAGUCAUCAAUUGUUGAUUAAAUUAAAAACAAAGCGACUGAAAUCCCAUAACAUGAUAUUUUUAUUCCUGCACAUUAUGAAUUUACAACAGCUUUAUUCCUGUAAUAUUUGACUUCACUACAUUGUUGUUCUUGCCAGAUUGAUCCGGUUGUCUCUGGCGUCUCUUUUGCUGUUGAAAAUUCAUCACUGUUGCUUUGGGGGUUUGGCCAAUCAGGAUCAAGUUUUAAACACAGCCAGGUUCUAAAAACAAUAGUUGUUGACUUAAGUUAUGAGGAUGAUGAAUUUAUCUUCCUUUUUGGCCAAGGGCAAAGAUAUUUGAUCAGAGACUAUCCAAAAAUCAGCACUAGUCUCAACACCUCCUGUGGAUUUAAUCCCCGAGCAGUAUCGCCCUCUCUCGUGGUCCCCCCCUCUCCCUCUCUGACCUUGGGCCACCAGAAAUAAAAGGACCAUCCUCUGCUGCGAGUCUUUUUGUGAAGGACUUUGGGGAUUAUUGUUGUUUUAAUCUACCCUGAGAACUCAGCUAAUCAUUUCUUCCAUCUUGAUGCUCCAGAGUGAAUGCCAAACGGCUUCACCACAGCGGCUCAGCAGCACCCUGACUAAGCACUGUAACUUUGUCUCCUGCUCUGUUCACACACUCAGCUCUGUUGAGACUGCUUGGUAAUGCACUGAGGUUUUUAGAGAUUAUGGCUCACUCUAGAAAACUGAGCUCAGAGUUGACCUGAUCUGAUUACACAUGGACAACAUGUGCUUUGUUACUGCCCUCAGUCUGUUGUUUACUGAACGAAAAACUCAGACCUGUUGGUUUUAGUUUGUGUUAUCACAUUUCUAGUGCAGGUCAGCUGAAGAUGUCAUUUUGUUUUUGUGCUGCGAAAUCUCUCAGAUCAAGUACAAAAUAAAACUCAGCAACAAAAAGGGAUAGUCUAAGAUGUUCAAACCAUAGACUGUAUAUACUAAGGACAACUUGGUUCUGUGUUCCGCCAGUGUACGGGUUUGCAGCCCAAUUGCUCGCGGUAUUUCUGAUUUUCUCCACUUCCUGGAAUUACCACUUUCGCUGUAGCAUUGUACGUAUUUUGGUGGGAGAUUCACAGAGAGUCGCUGUGAUGACACUCGGCUCAAACAGUACGCCCAUAGGCUGUAUCAAGUGUCAAUCAUAGAAAACAUGAACCCCCUAAUAACUUUUAAAAAUGGAGUUGCACAGAAAAAAGAGGACUUGAGCACAAACCAGUCUUACAAUAACUACAUGUCAACAUUGCAAGCAGGGGAGAAUGUACACACCAGCCCCGAAGUUCCAUAAAUCAAGAAAUAAAAACAUCAUGCACACCUUAUCAGCACCAUUCAUAAGAAACGCAGCUCUGUUUGACUACCUCGUAAUGCACAUUAUAUAUAAACACAUCAACUUGUUUCAGUCACUACAACAACAGUACCCCUUAAAUUUCAUACAGUAGUGGUACCUUGUUGAAUAUUACUGUUGUAGAGGAUAACACGGGGAAAUUCAUAUUCUGUGUUACAAAUUUCUAAAUUUGUCCACAGCUCCAUAGGAAUUGCUGGAGGAGGAUUUAUGACCUAUACUGCAGUCUGUCACCAGAAGGUGCUGUUCUCGCAGUGGCUUCACCUAGCGAGGAGGUAGACAGAAUCCAUUUUAUAUACAGUCUAUGGUUCAUUUUCGAGAUCCUGAAGGAAGAGUGGUGUGCAAUAAAACAUGUUUUAUAGGACUGGAUAGUGCGGAAACUUGUGCUCUCCACAGAAUAAACCCUGCUACUUUUGAUUUACAUCUGACUUCUUCUAUAGCACAUCGGGCAGGUUGAAAUUUGUUGUUUUCAGUGUAAUUUUGCCACCAUAAGAUGACAGUAGACCACCAAAAUGAAGUAAAAACUCACAUUCGUUUACCUAAAUCCAAACUUGUGUUAUUUGCUAGCUAGCAACAGUCACCUGACUGUGCCAAAAACUUGAUUCUGAUUGGUCAUUGAUUGAUAAUUGACAACCUCAGAGGCAACCAGAUGACAAACAUAAUAAAUCUACUGGUGGAAAACAGCUCUUGCACAUUCUACUUCUGCUUUUGGCGACAAGACAAAGAUGUGUUAAAACCUCAGUUUCUAUGAGUUUUUUCAAGUUUAACAACACUACUAUUUUCAUACUGCAUCCUGUCCUGCAAUCUGUGCAAUGGCUGCAGAGCUAGUGAAUGCAUCUCUAAAUUCACUGCAAAAACCGUGACCAACCAUGGGAGAGAAAACUCCCAAAUGUCUGUAAAGUAAAUAAAGUCAGAGAACAAUUGUGUCACAUCACUUUUUCCAGGGAUCCUGUGACCAUUUAAAACCUCAGAGAUGAGCCGUGUCUGUGAAUACAUUUUACAGUGUUUAUUUUAAAGUCAGUGAUUCAGUGUUUUUGCCUUUUGCAAAUCUGGUCAAACUGUGCUUAUGCAAUGUGAAAUGUUUGGGUUGCUAUGACUAUUUUAGUGAGAGAGAUGAGGUGAGGCUUAAUGUCAGGGUAAAGAGAACAAAACAAAUCUCAUUACAGCUACAGCAGAGAGUAAAUAAGCUCCAUGACAUAAAGAUAUAUUCAACUCUGACAGUUUUACAGAAGACAGAAAGUUAGAGAUUUACUGUAGAAGAUGCUGUGAAAUCCCAAGGAGAGAAGUGUUUUAAUUUCCAAGAACCCUCACAGGCUGUGGGGCACAGUGGAUGAACAUUAAUAUUAAUAUUGAACCACAGAGUCAAGCUGCUGAGACCCUUGUGCUCCUCAGGAUUUAAGAUAAAAAAAAACUGAAUCCCAAAGAAUGACCCAAGAGGGUGAAAAUAGCUGCAAACAAAACAGCUUAGCGUCAAUAUCCCAAUCGUGAAAUCCCAAUAUGUCCUUUGGUCUCUUCUCCAGUACAACAGCAACAUAUUGAAUGUUGUUGUCACCUUUUUUAUGUUUUAUCUCCUGUUUUUCAGGCUGACUUUUAAACUCUUAUGGUUGUUUUCUUGCUUCAAAGUGAAUAUCUGAGGCUGACUACCUUAUGGGACUCACUGUAGGUUCCUUUUUCUAACCCUUUCGAAUACCUUAGUCAUAGUUCUUUGUCACUGUAAUCACUUGUAUCUGAUCUUUCUUCCUCCCUUCGUCAUCUUAGGAGGCAUGUUUUCUAUCUAGAAACAGAGGCAGGGAGGAGAAAAGCAAAAGAAGGAGCGGUGACCUUGAUGUUAAUAAGCAUGUCUUAUCUCUGACAGGGAGAGGACAGCUUAUGUAAGAGCACCUCGCUCUCUCAUUCUUUCUGUUGAUCUUUUUGUCUCCUUCAGACAUAUUUUUGCUUUUUCUUCCACAUAUCUUUGUUGAGCAUCAAUCUUCAAUUUUGACCUUUCUAGAUUUCAUAGCACUUUGAAUCUCUGUCAGAUAUUGGACAUAAAGGUGGGGUUCCUCACCAAGGACACACUGGCAGUAUUACAUUAAAAUACAUCAGCAUUAGAUAACACCAUCUAACCAUAGGCUAGUUAUUGCUAACAGUAAAUUGCUCAUUUUUAAAUGGACGUGACACUGGGAUAAGGCCACUGGGGAAGACAGCCAGUAUCAAAGACUCUACAAAACAUUGAAUUUAGUCCCUUUCGCCCCCAAUGGCUUUGAAGCCCAGCGAUGAAGGUCACCAUAUUGCUCAUUAUUAUGCCUAUACUUGUAAAACUUGUCGGCAGUUCAAACAUUUGUCUAUUCAGACCAGAAUCACAUUUCAUACCAAGCUGUGAUCAUGUUUGUCUCCUCAGGGGGCUCAGUAAGUUAGACAAAGUUCUUAUGUUGGACUCAGCCACAACCAACAAGGUUACACCCAGGCUUAUGCAGUGACUGCAGUUGUUGUAGUUGUAGCGCUUUUAGUGAGCCAGAUUAGUAGUGCUCUUCAUUUUACCACUUAUAACAUUUUCUAAUCCAGCCGAAUUUUGUGUUGUUUGGCUAAUUAUAUGUGUGUAUGUAAACACAUACCUCUUAAAUAAUUCAAUACAUCCUUUGUACUGAAGUAUUCAAAAGUAAAAAUUACGUUUUCUAGUAUCAGUAAAUUGCUGUAGCCAAUUUUUUUAUUGCAUUUACAGACCCUUGUAACUCUCUGAAACCACCCAAUGAAUGAACCAACUUGCCUGUAGAACCUCUCUGCUACACAAAGCAGGUAAAAAUCCCGUCAUUCUGCCUUGUAGUUUUCGUUCACAUGAAAGGGUUGGCUCUUCUAACCAGUUCGUUCGCGACUGACACAUCACCAUUGAUUAGCAUUUUUCAGCACCCAAGGUCACAGUUGGGCCUUUAUUCUUAAAUUCUAAAAACAGCCUGAAAAUACCUUGAAACUGAUAUCCAGGUCACCUCAUCUACCUGUUUAUAUCCUGGCUGCGAGGAUAUAAAGAGUCAUGCUGUGGUUGAGAUAUGCCAUCUUUUGCUUCAUGCGACUACAACUUAUUCAACGAACAAGAAAGCUCCUCUUUACCUGGCAAUGAGAGCUGCAAAACUUCAAAAGCUCCAAAUCUUCUUCCUUGCCUCCAGAUCUGCUUUUGACUGUAAACAUCAGUUUGGUUUUAUGCUGAAAGCUGACAACUAAAGAGACUUCAGGGAGCUCCUCUAAAGCAACAGAGGGUUUUUAUAAAAACAACCAAAGCUGUCAGUUUGAACAAAAGCUCUGAGUCUCUUUUAGUCAGUACUCUCUGUUCUCCAAAGUUUUCUUGUUUUCUUAUUUGGAAUAUUCAUCGGUUUUCAAGGGUGUGGUGAAUACACUGGGUAAGUUAUAAUCCUCUACAACAGCCAUAUUCAACAAGGUACCACUACUGUAUGAAAUUUAAGGGGUACUCUUGUUGUAGUGACUGAAAGUUGAUGUGUUUAUAUAUAAUGUGCAUUAGGAGGUAGUCAAAAAGAGCUGCAUGCUGAUGAAUGGUGCUGAUAAGGUGUGCAUGAUGUUUUUAUUUCUUGAUUUAUGGAACUUCAGGGAUGGUGUGUGCAUCCUGAUCAUGGUGAGCUUCCCUGGACUGUAUCACAACCUGAAAUUAUAAGGUGAAAGGGCACAUUUUACAGAAGUCUUAUAUAAUGUACCUUGUCAUGGACCUGAUGUUGUCUUAAACGUAAAGAGUCACAGUACUAACCAGGUUAAAGGGCAAAAACGCAGGGUUGAAAGGAAGGAGAGCUUGGAAAAAGCCAAACAUGUUUAGCAAUGUGUUUUGCAGUCAAAUUUCCUCAGCUUGUUUUUUUUAACUAUAAAACAAGAUUCAUGGCACUUAUAUACUUGAACAAGGUUCAGGAGGUUAUGCAAUUAAGUAUAUUCUGCACAGUAAGCUGUGCAGCUCAGCCUCAGAAAGAGCAGAUUAUGGGUCUGUUCAUAAAUAACUCUGAUGAGAUGUUGCUGCAAGAGUAGCUGAGUUGUUGAACUACUCACAGAGACCCCGACUCUGUACAAGACUUCCUUUGUGUUUAUAAAUAAGGGAUUGGAAAUAACAGUGCUAAAUACUUCACUUGAGUGUAUACGUACAUUCUUUGGAGGUUAAAAAAAUAAUUCAUAUGUUGGUCAUGGGGGAAAUGUCAUAAUAUCGUAUCUCUUCACUCUGAUUAACUAUGUUUGAUUUCAUAUUAUAUCACAUGGUAUUGUAAUCUGUGUAUCAGUGUGUAUUGGACCUUGUCAUUUUGCAUUUUGUAUCAUAUCAUAUCACAUUGUGUGACACUGCACAUUGCAUCAUACCAUACUGUAUUGCACCAUAUCAUAUGCUAUAUUCUUGUUGCAUUCUUAGUUACAUUUUAUCACAUCAUAUCAUAUUGUAUUGUAUCAGAUUAUGUCGUAUAACAUCAUAUUAUCUUGUGUCAUCAUCCCAUCUGUCAUAUAAUUUCAUUUCAAUUCAUUUAAUGUCAUAUAUCCUAUUGUAUCACAUGGUAUCGCAUCAUAUCACAUAUCGUGUUGCAUCGUGUUAUGUUGAGUCAUACUAUAAAAAAUCAUAUCCCAUCAUAUUGCAUUGUAACAUCUCAUAUUACAUUCUAUCCUAUCCUUUUUAUAUCAUAUCAUGCCAUAUCUCAUCUUAUUAUAAUACAUUACGUUGUAUCAUAUAUCAUAUUUCAUCAUAUCCUUUAAUAUUAUGUUGGGCUGUAUCAUAUCCUGAUGUUGUUUUGUAUCAUAUCAUAUAAUACUGUAUUAUUUUAUUCAGUGUAAUUGUAUUAUAUUGUAUCUUAUCAUCAUGAACUGUUUUAUAUUUGGACUGUGAUGUUUUAAUUUGGACAUAUCAAUCAUAUUUUUCAGCACUUCACCGUGUUUUAUCACAUCAUAACAUUUUUCUUCAUACACCUCAAAUCUUACUGUAUUGAAAUGGCACAAUCAAACCCUAAAGUGACGUUUAGUUACACAAUUCUUUCUAUCAUUACAAAUUAUUGGGGUAUUAAUGAUAUCAUAUUGUUACACGUUGUAUAAGAAUUACUUCAAAAUAUGUAUCCUUCAACUGUAAGCAAAGUAAUUCAGCUGUUCUGAUCAAAAAUAGAUGUGGUAAUAACCGACGUUGCUGUUUCUCUGCUUCAGAUUUUGUGCUCUGCUAAGCAAACCUCACUGCUUUUGUAAUCUUGUGUAUGAUUAACAGAUACCACUGAUAGCCAGCUUCACACUCUCUUCAUAUGCAAUUAGCACUUCAGGCAUAAUGUGUAAUGAGUCAGUUAGCAUUUUGUAGUAACUGUGGGAUGAUUUGGUGCAGUUUGUUAUACUUGGGCUGAAUAAAACAAUGAGAAUGUGAGAGUUUUAUCCAUUAUUAUUCAACAGUCAGCUCAGAGAGAGGCUGGUACACACACACACAAAACACAGUCACAGCAACAGAAUGAUAUUCUCCUGUGUUCAACACCCUCACUAAUAAUUCAAAUCCAAUCUGUCCUUUCAGCACUGAGCUAUAACUGCGGUCAAGAGAGCAACCAUUCACACAGGGGGGAAAGUUACAUUUUUUCUUGCCAAGUUGCAAGUUUUGGCUGUUCUGCACACACACAAACACACACAAAUACACACUUCCUGCCAAGUUAUGGUGAUGUAGAGGCCAGCAGAGCAACAGCAGCUGAUAAAAACCUUGAUAAGACUCAUUUGAAAUGGCUGCAGUCUCUGAACCUGUGUGCUCUGUGUGCCAAGGACACCAUUUACCUUACAUAACAGCCAUUCUGGGUCACCGACACAUCCAUCUGUGCAAUUUAGUUUCCUCUAGAGCAGUGUGCACCUUGACCUCAGCCUUCAUUGUCACAUGUACCUUAUAUAUCUUGCCAACACCUUCUUUCUCUCACCUGUGUGUUUCUGUAUAAGUGAAGAGUUUUGUUUUUUUUUAAAACAUGUUAUGCAUUCAGUCCAUGUUUUAAGUCAUGCUGAACAGUGAUCGAGGUGGUGUGUGUGCCACGGGUGCAGCUGUCACAUGUGAGAAGAUAGAGGCUGACUGCAAAUCUCAGCGCCUCCUCUGCUGCGAAAAUAGGACCUAAAAAUAUCUUACUUCAACCAGGGAUGUUGACUCUAUCCUUAGUGGUGUAAAAAAGUGCCAGCUUUUUGGUAAUGCCAGAAUAACCAGGACACACGUUUGCUCAGAACAGUGCAGCAUCUGUGCAAUCUUUUUGGUUUAGAUAAGUCUUCUUACCAACUCUAAUUGACUUUCUUACACUGUAAAGUUUCAAAACCAGGUGGUGAAGGUGCACUUCUGCAGUUUGAUUAACCAACAACAAAAGUCCAAAAUAUUGACAUUUUGAUCUUAAACUCACAGAAUUUCACAUUUCAUUGGAAAAUACUUUUAAAAAAUCUUAACUCUAAAUUUGGAGACAAUUAUAGUUUUAUUAAUGCUAAACCAAUGAAUCCAUCAAAGUUUAAGUUGUCAUAAGAAAACACGUUAGAAAGCCAAAGGGGAGAUGAGCAACAAGGCAAGGCAUGACAAGAGAGAGGCAUAAUAUUGACUCUGUGUGUGUGUGUGUGUGUGUGUGUGUGUGUGUGUGUGUGUGUGUGUGUGUGUGUGUGUGUGUGUGUGUGUGUGUGUGUGUGUGUGUGUGUGUGUGUGUGUAAAAGCAUCUAAAUAAAGUGUAAGCAAUUUGUAAUUUGGAUUUCAAAUAAAGACAGGCUUCGGACAAGUACACCCUACCUCCCCCUUACCUAUACAUUCCCAAGAGGAAAGCAAUGAGCCUGUAGAGAGAUUUUAAGGGAAGAUAGAAAAGGCAGAGUCAGGAGAAGACGGUUGUUGGUGCUGGAGCUUACCCUGAUUGUGGGAGGCUGUACGCUCUACCUCCUCCUUCAACCCCACAUAAGUAAAGGAAGAGGAAAAGAGAGGAGUUUUGUGCUUAAAAGAGAAUGGGGAAGCCAGAGCAAGAGGUUUAUUUGUGCUGGAGCUUACACUUGCUGUGCUAGACUAUAAGCUCUAGCUUCCCUUUCUCCAAUUAGGGAAAAGAAAGAAAGGAAAGGAAAGGAAAGAGGAAAGGAAAGGAAAGGAAAGGAAAGAGUAAGUAGAGUUGUGUAAAAAGAGGACAGAGAAGGUGGAGCCCAGAGGCAAAGCUUGCUUAGUAUUGUCUGACAAUCCAGACAAAUUAUCUGGUUUAAGGCAAGGAUCAGGGCUGCCUUGUAAUUCUUCUGUGAAAAUAUUAACUUUACUAAACUGAAGACAUAAAAACAAACAUACUUUUGAAGAUUUGAUCCAAAUAGCUCUGAAUAUUUUUCAGUUAAUGGUCACUGUGCAGCAUCUUAACAGCACAAGUGUGUCACUUAAACCCAUGUGAACUCAAUCAGUCACUGUGGCUUUGGGCUGAAAGUGACUUAUUCUGUAGGUUAUGAUUAUGUGAUCUGGAGGAUAACAACUUGUUAGUCAGUUUCAUUGCUACAGCCGCGAGUGCGAUUAUUUCUCUGAGAUGCUAAGACUUUUAUUCCAUGUUCUCACCUGUAGGUCAGGAAGUGGAAGAUGCUGACCCGUCAUCACGGUGACAGUUCAACCAAGCAGAAAGAAGCAGAGUCAGACAUCCACCUGGGCGGUUGUCAGGCCUGGGGGAUCCACACCUCGCCCUUCCUGGGCAGCCCAGUCAUGCUGGAGUGCUCCAUCUGCAGUGGGCCCUACAUUAGCUACACCCUGGAGGACACCUGGCAGCCACGGCAACGCACACAGGCAAGCUCAUUCUGCUUAUAGACCAUUAAAUUACAAACACUUAAUGUUCAGUGGUCCUCACAGGAAAGAGUUUUCAGGUGUCCUAAAUGGAAAAAAAGGAAAUCCCCAGAGGCACUCUUGACUUUUAAUGUCUGAGUUAAUACAACAGAUCUCUUAUUUACUCAAAACUGCUGAUGUUGGUGAUAAAGAGAUAAAUCGCACACUGCCAAAACAGUCUUAAUAGAAAGCUAGAUGAAAUUUACAAUUAUAAAACCCCACAUGCCCAAGUUUAGGACCAAACCAGAGAUUAGAGGAAACAAUUUGUCCACAAGGGGCACCAAGUUUGACACAUACCGAAUUGUCGUCACAGGAGCUUAAAAAAGCCUGUUUUUCAUUCAUUAUAUUUUAAAUGUGUACAGUGUAAUAUAUUUUGCAGUUUUAGUCAGAAAACAUGACUUAAACAUGAGCAUGGCACAUUCAGCAGAGAGAAGAGAGGAUGCCCUUUGUCCCCGGUGUUCAAUAAAGUAAACACUAAUCAAAAGUUGCUCGGAGGGGAAUUUAAAGCUCCUGUGAGGAACUUUUAGUUUUCAUCAGAUUUGGCGUCCCUAGUCUACAUAUUUAAGAAGAGCCUUAUGACAAAAAAUCUUGUCCUGCUGACUUUUGACUGUCAAUUAUAAACUUUCUGUGAUUAUAUGAUCCUUGCACAGAUUUAAAGCAGUAAAAAUAACUACACAUACUGUAUAAAUACUGUAUAAAUACAGUCAACCUCAUCACUGAUGCUCUUGUUUGCUCGUGUAUAUCAAAGAAAAGCUUCAAUAUGAAUUUUAGUUUGUUUCAUAAGCAUCAAAAACACCUCACAGUUACCUGUAUUUUUUGAAAAUGUUAAAAACCCUCUGCAUGGAUAUGGUUGCACUUUUGAGUUGUAACUCAAGCAGCUGAGUAACAAGCUAACAGUAGUUCAAGGUAAUACUUAAUGUGUUUGUACCUUUUUACAGGGCAAAACCACCCAAAACCAGUUUCAGAAAGUCUUUAGAUGGUAAACUGUUAAUGAUUUCUUGUGUUGUACUAUAAACACUAGUAUUUUGUUAGGUAAUAAAGACAUAUCAUGUUCAACAAAAUGUUAUAGUGUUAUAAACUGAUGGGAAAUUCUGAUGUCACUGUGAGCAAGAUCAGUUAAGGAAGCUUUUCACAUUGAAUUAAACCAAUAUGAAGUCAAAGUUUAUGAUUUGACUGUGAAAUGUUUUACUUACUGACUCGCAGUUGAGUCAUCAGAGCCUGUACCUCUCCUUGACCCUUACACAUACUAAAACAUGUCCUUUCACAGCCCAAAUGUUCCAUUUUCUUUUGAAAUGUAAAUCCAAAAUGAAUUACUCAUGAACAAAAAUCCUAAACAGGCAGUCACUGUGGAUACAAAUUUAUCAGAUCUGUAUCCUGAAUCAAUAAGGAAGAGGAAGAAGAAUAAGAAAGGGCACGGUGGGGAAAAGAUGUUGACGUAAGAGGGAGUACCGUCAGCAUGCAAUAUGCAUGGGUAUAUGCAUGCAUGUGGUCCAAAAAGAGAGGAAAGGAUGAAUAUUUGAGGCUACUGUCAGGUACUUUAAGACUUAUACUGUGAUGAAAUGACAAGCAUGAUAGGCAGAGCGUCAAAAGCAGCGCUGCUGAAUGAAUAAACAAGCUGAUGAGAUUUAAAUGACUCACACACACACACACACACACACACACACACACACAGGAACAGGCACAUAUUACGCACACAUGCCUCAGCUUGUCUUGGGAAAAACACCCAUGGGAGAGCACUGAGAGCUGCGAUAAGUUUUCAGAACAGCAGCACAGAAUAGCAAACUAGGCUAAGAGUGUAUUUAACAAAAACACUUUGAAGAGGAAAUGAAGGACAGCCACAUCACUGAAAAACUAAUAUUUGACAUGAUGAGGACAUCCUGAGAUGCAAAUGCUGCUGUCCUGUGAUAGAGUGAAGAGUUACUGUUUGUGGGAAGAAAAAAGUAGAAGAGACUGAAGUAGAAACGAAAGAGACAUUUGAGUCAGUGAGUUUGUACAUACUCAGGAGUGUUUCUCAGGCAGUCAUCACCACACGUAAAGGGCAGAGUGUCGACUCUUGCAACAAUAUGGGUCAGGUUAUAGACUACACCCUAACACGUAAGCUACACAUAAUGACAUCUACAAAGAAAUGAUUAUGCUGUAACCUCAGUCUAAUUCAUAUAAACUCAUACAAUGACAAGUAAGUCAGUUAUGGUCAACACAAUGAAAUGCAUGUUGCUUUGAAACGCUUUUUUUCCCUCAAAAUUUACUUUUCAAAACCUAAUAAAGCAAAAAGCACACGUCAAAGGAUGUCACCAGCCAUGCAGAUCCAGACUUUUUUAACUGGGGUGACCUAAGUUGGGCACCGACUUAUGCAAGGGAGAUUUUAAAUAUGUGUUUAUUACAUUCAAGAGAGUAGCAUCAAUUUUCGUCACUGCUAACUGUAUUUCCUUAACCUCCUGCCAGACAAGCAUUAUUUUUAGCUUAAAGCUCCCCUGAGGAAUUCUUCACUGGUUAUGAAACAGACCUAUGUUGAUACUGAUGUCUUCAAGUGACCUAUAAAAACAAAACCAUCAGAAGAAGUCUGGGUAUUUUAAAGUGUUUUGUUUUUUUCACACACACUCCUCAGUUGUUGCCUUUUGCCUUAAUGUGGAUCAGAGACAUUCCUAUUUCAAACCUUUUUAAUUGAUCACAAUAGCCGUUAAAGUCCAAGUUUUUCACUAAGUCACAACAGAGCAACAAAGAGCGACAAAAGGGGACAACAUCAGUAUUGUAAACUCUUUUGAAAUAAACUAGUAAGACCAGUUUGGAUUAUGAUAUCAGUUUCACAAAAGCAUAAAAGAGCUCUGUUGUUCUAAAGUUGGAGGUGAAGUUUUCCACCACUUUCAGUACAGGGCUACAGUCAGUUCAAACAAAAUGUACCAGUCAAUUUUGAGACCAAACAUUAACAAAAAGUUACAUCACAGUUGUCAGUUUCACCAAAAGGCUUUUUUUUAAACUAUAAAUUAAUCCCAAAAUCCUUGUACAAAAAUAACUUUAUCUUAACAUAAGGAUUUUAGUCUCACCUAGACACAUUAAUAUUAGUCUUGACAACAUAUUGUUAGAGCUGGGGUUUCCCACCACUUCCAGUAAUUUACUGCAACCUCACCCAGGAAACCCAGCCUCAUUAAGACUCAUGUGGGGACACAAGUAAAAGUGGGGCAAGAAGAAGUCUGGGUCAGAACCAGUCGUCUUAGAAAGGCUGAUUUAGAGGCGUGCUUUUAAAACGUGACCUCCCCCACAGACAUUGUGCUCUUUUCAUGAGCUGAGGAAGGUGGCCUAGAUCUGUGGCUGCCAAAUGUUGUGGUUUAAACCACUUACACAAAGCAAUGCAUUUGCUUUUAUUAAGCAGCCUCCACGUCUGUGUUGUUUAAAAUAGAUACUGCAGGUUGAAUAGAAAAGGUAUGAGAAGGAAGAGGAUGACGUUGUUUAGUUUGCUGCAGUUUAUAUUUCAUAAAAUCUAUCAGGAGCAUUCAACGCCUCAUGACCUGCAUCUUCACCCACACCAUAGCUUGUCCUGCUUACUUUGUCCUGCCAAAAUGAUCUGAUGUGUUUAUUAGAUGUUAAGCCUUAGGGUUGGGUAGUUAAAGGUUGGAGAACACCCAUUAUCAUUUAUCUGUAUUCAAAGAGGACAAGUCAAAACUGGAUUUGCAGGGUUGUGCAAAAGCGUGUUUUUGAAGAUGUCACAUCUUUUUAUGAUCAAAAUAUUCCCAGCAGGAACCAAAUAUACAGCCUGCACAUCUUUUGUAAAGGAGUCCUGUUCACAAAAGGGUGAUUCAUGCAGGUCUGAAUACAGUUAUUGUUACUGUUUGUUUGGUUGAAGUUUUUAAUCAUCUCUCCACAGUAUCAUGGGUUUAAACAAGUGUUGUGCCACAGAAAUUCAACAUACACUUUUAUAUAAUCUAGAUUUUAUUCACAUAUUUCUGUCUUUAUGUAUGUUUUUAAUAUGGUCAUGCUGUAUUUCUCUCCAGGCGAUGGACCUGUACUGCCACAAUGAGUCAGACCCAGACACCUACUGUUGCCCUGGCGACAACAGUGAGUAUCCUGGCCACUAAGCCCCUUUUUCUGUACUCCUUGUGACAAAGCACCUGUAACAUGCUAGCUCUCAUCCCCUGCUGUGAUUUUCUCCAUCAAACCUGGGUCAUUACUUCUAGCCUAUCUGCUUUCAUGUUUUAUUGUCUAAACCUGUCCAAAAUUGUCUUCUACCUCUCAUGUUCCGUCUUAUUCCUCUUGUUUUGUUAUGUCCUUUUUCUAUCACUCUGGUACAUGCAGGAGCAACAUGAUUCAGCUUGCACACACAUGCACACACACAGUUUUGUAACUUUGCCUUACUGAACCACUUGGCCCUCUAAUCCAACCUCUAAACCCGCUGGGUAAUAACCAUUGUUCAUAAACCAAGAUUGCUAUUUGUUGUUUUCGAAGAAACCAGCUUCUAAAGCAAAACAGUAGUUACUGACAUGAACCCGAACGCUGAUCAUCACGCAUGCACACACACCUGGUGACCUCUGGGACAUCUGUUUACAACCUCUGCCACUCACUGCAGCAGAAUUAUGAUAGCAUAUUCCUGAGCUGGUUGUUGACCUUUCAUGUGUGUCACUGGGUUAUAGUCCAGCUUUUUCAUUGGUUUACAGCUGAGAUGACUUUAAUUACCGUCAUGUUUUGAGUUACUGCUGCAAAUUAAAAUCAGAUCCAAAGUACAAGAUGAUUAAAGUGUGCGUGUCACAAUUUGGCACAAAGUCUAUCUGCUAAUCUUUAUAUUGGUACCUUUUACUCUGCUGUUAUUCUGACAUUCGCCAAAACAGGAGCUGCUGUUGUAAACAGGCUUUUAGUAAGAUUUGAAUUUACUUGUCUCACAAAUCCAAAUUUCACAUACUUCAACUCUAAUGAUAGUAUAAUUAUACUAUUGCAACAGCUUUUCCACAUAGGAAUCAUGACCCACUGCCGUUUCACGCUGUGUUAAAACUGGCAACACACCAGUAUAAAAAUGCACUUACAGUAUAUUGAAAUGACUAAUUAUGUAAGUAUGUAGGUAAAUUAAAAGUAAGUUACAUACCUGUUUUGAUUUUUAUCAUUGGCAGGAUCAAAUAUGAGGACUUUUAUAUGAUCAAAUAUGAGGUCUCCAUCUGUUUUGUAUGCACAGACUCAAUUUUUAAGAUAUCAAGUAAAAAAAAAAAAAAUUCAUUAUAUUAUUCAGCAUUGGAGCAAUGAGAUAAAAUCAAGAAAUAAAUCUACAUUUGCUAGUUCACAUAUUCUUGUCCACUUAGAUGAAUUCAGACUUUAGUGGUAUGUCUAUUGUGAAAACGCAAAUAAUAAAUGAAUAAAGAAACUUUGACUUAAUAUUCAGCCCUGGAUAGACUUCUCAACUUCUAAGCAUCUCUCUUUAGGAGGCAACGCUUUGUGGCAAAUCUUAAGGUCUGUUUCUUUUCAUAGCCCUGGGUGUUGGGUGACAACAGGGGCGAGGGAUUGCAUGGGUCCCCCUUUAGAUGUGAUAGGCCACCCGAGGUUCCUUAGGUCUGACUGACUAUUUGCCAUGUAUGAGACAAGUUUUUGGAUUAUACUGGUAGCUGAUGGGUUAAAUUGUGACUGUCUCCUAUGACUACAAUUUUUAUUUUGUAAACUUUAAUGCCUGAAAUCUUUGUGAGUGGGUAAGUGUCACCCAAACAGCAGUGGAAACAGUUCUGUUUUUACAUAACUAUUUAUAAUAAAUGAUAUAUUUGGUGCCAAACUAGGUACAAACCAACAUUUCCUGAGUAUUUUUGCCAAUAGGAAGCUUAAGAGAGACAGGAAAUGUAAGGAGUAAGGAGAGGGGGGACAACAUGAAGCAAAGGGGUGUGGCAAGUGGUUGAACCAGCAACCACUGUAAUGAGGACUGUAGCCUCUGAAUACCCAAUCAUUGCCCUAAACAUCCUCUUUUUGAGUCUUUGAAGUCUUAAGCUGAGAAGAUUUAUAUGUUGCCACUCUGUUGUGUUACUAAAUAAAGUACAAUAAAAACUUUCUACACCAGAAUAUUACAUCUGUAUGAUACCCCCGUAUGAGUCCCAUCUGUGUCACCCCAAUCACAAGACUCUGGACAGGUAUCCAACCUAAGGUAACCAUCCAUUCGACCUCUUUUACCCGGACAUGUCCUCUUUUUGGGGGGCUGUCCGGCCUUGUCCAGGGGAGUUCAUAGAAUCCUUUUGUAUGGAAGUUUUGAGUUUGUGUAGCAUGGACUAACUGAGUUAGAAGUAAAAAACAUUACCCAACCCAAAAAACCCUCAAAAUUUACUAUGCACAACUGUUCCCUGCGUAGUAGUGACCUCUUUUUGGGGAUUCAGAAUAUUGUCACCCUAAUCCAACCCCAACAAGGAAUAAAUGAGACAAGAGCCAUGCUCUGAUGAGCUAUUUGUCUGGAAAAAUGAUCCGUUUUGUCCAACACAGAAAAAUCAGAGUAAUUAGUCGAGCUGAUGACAACCUGUUUCUGUGGCCUCGGCUGUGAUGUUGCUUCACCUUGUUGUUCCCACACCAGCAAUUACUGACUUUAGGAGUGCUUUAAGUUGAAGUUUGUCACAUACUAUGAGCCAUGUACAGCGAUGUAGUGAAGAGAGAGAGAGAGAGAGAGAGCAGCAGUAGUCAUAGGUCCAGUAACAAUAAUUACACUCCUGACCUUCUAAUUUUACAGAGCAACAAAUGUCUGUUCUUUGACUCCACUCUGAAAAUGUGAUGUUAUAUAACUAGGAACUUCUGCAGAAAAACCUGUCAUUACAGCUCAUUUACACAUUCAUCACUGACUUUAUAGAGCUACUCCAACUGGGAGGACAACAGGUUUAUGUAACAGAGUCAGAGCGUGUUUUGGUACAUUCAGACUUAACUCUUUAUAAUGUGAACUGACCCAAAUGAAAUCACCAGUGAAGCUCCCUUUUCUAAAGCUCUUAUUUACUCUUUUCUGUCUCUAUUCACGACGCCAAGCUCACCUGUGUCAACUUGUCCUUCACAGGCAAACAUACACACCUUUCCACAGACACGCACUGAUACAACAAAAACACAUGUAUGCACUUUAUAAGCCAAUGCGGCACUCCCACAGCAGAGACUUUUGACAGUUGAGUGUUUGAACAUGUUUGUUGGUGUUUUCAAGUUAUCAGACUGACAGUUAUAUUCAAAGAAAGGACAGCUAAUGACAUAAUGUGCUGAUCCCUGUUCCUUAAACUGAGAGUUAGCCUUUUAAAAUCUCAGCCUCAUAGUGUAGGACAGAGGUCUAGAGGUUCAGAUCAGUCCUACAUACUCUACAUAGCACCUUUGUUGCAUGUCGUUCUCUCUUUUUCUCUUUUUUCUCUGUCUCUGAGUGGGUCCUAUUAAUGUGUUUCUAGUGAGUCCCAGCUUCACCGUAAACACUCUGGCUGAAAGGUACAAAUCUGUACUUUGUCGGGUCUGUCUCUAAACACUUGAUCCCCGAGCGCACCAGCGCAUUUGAUCCGUGUGAACAAAGCCAUACCAAAUUCUGGCACCAUGCCUGAGUCUGCAUGAAGUAGUGGUCUCAGACAUGGCUCAUGGGAGAUGUAAACCCAACCAUCGCACAAGGAAUUGGACCACUGUAUACAGUAAUAUUAUAACUAUUCCUAUUUGUUUGUUGUAUCCAUGUAGCAAGGUCCUGGUUCAACCACUGAGCUGCAUGCUGGAUACUGAGGAGUGAAAGCUAGUAAUAGGGUCAUUGUUAGCCUCUCAAAAACAUCCACAGCAGCAGUACCGACUCUAUUGUCCAACUUUAAUGUUGCCCAGUUGAUGAUGUGGGUCGUUGCCAAGGUUACUUUUUCUCCUUCUUUCUUCUUUCUGGCAGAUUUGCAAACCAACUCCUAGCAUAUUGCAAUCUACUGUAAUGAACUGUGUGCAUAUGCAAGUGUAUUCAGUAUUACUGAUGUGUAAGUAGGUCAACAGAGAGGCAAUUUUACCAGAGCACAGUACAAAACAAAUUUGCCUAUUGGGAAAACACACUUGUUGAAUCAAGGUCAGAUUGAUUACUUCUGAGGUUCUCCAGCAAGUAGGGAGGUUCAACGUAUUAUCAUUAAUGUUGUCUUUUUGCCAAUGCCACAAAGAUCAUAAAUCAGCUGAAAGACAACUUCAUAACACAUCACAUGAAUCUUUGAGGAAGACUGCAGGAAGUUUGUGGAAACAUGUCAAGGCAAAGAAGAAAAACACAAGUCUAGAUAUAAGACAUGAACAAAUUAUUGGUCUUAUAUAACCCUGUUUUUUAACUGAAAGAGAGAGGGAUAAUGCAGUAUUUCCAUGUUAGAAAAGUCUUGCCUGAGGGACCAUGGGUCAUGGUGUGAGAUAUUCUCCAAAAAUGCAGCUGUGCAGAUGUAUGAGUAACCUUGCCACUGAGUUGGAAGACUAAUCUGAUGUAGUUCUUGGCUGUUUGACAUGAGUCAUUUGUCCUGUUGAACUUCAGUGGCAGCGUUAUUGAAUUUGAAACUAACUAGAUACAUUAUUAGUUAAUAAAUACCACAAAGAGUGGCAGAGCUGCAGUAACAUGUUACUUAGAAACACAUUAGUCACAAUACUGGUAUGUACCUUGUCUCAGCCUCACUAGUUCAGAGAAGUUAAAGGGAUAUUCUGGCAUAAAUUGAAGUUAUGUUCAAUCAAAUCAUAGACACCCCCUCGAGGGAUGAAACCUCAACCAAAAAGCCACUGUAUAGCCACAAAUAAUGCUCAGAACAGCACCUAACUUCAUCAACAGCACAUAUUAGGUCCCAACCAUAGCACUAGUCGUCAAACAUCGGUGAUCGACUUGUCAGGGCUCCCCCACAAACAUGCGGCUGCUGGAGAAGAGUAGGUGAGUUGUGUUUGGUCUCUUUGCAAAAGAAACAAGACAAAGCUAAAAAGAUGUUCGAUUGCUAGUACUAUGGCUGGGACCCUAUAUGUAACGUUGAUGAAGUUAGGUGCUGUUCUGAGCAUUAUUUGUGGCUAUAGAGUGGCGUUUUGGUUGAGGUUUGUGCGUGGAGUUAUAGACUGCUGUGUAUUGCUAUUGUACAGUCAUUGCUGUAGUUGGUAUAAUUAGAGAAGCAAGCAGUCGGCAACAUUCAUCUCUCAAGGGGGUGUCUAACUCAGUGUUACGUGUGUUUGACCAUAAUUUAAAUCUACGCCAGAAUGUCCCUUUAAACCACAGCCAUUCAAUGGUCAUCUUUAUUUUCAAAGUUAAUCCUCCCUGUAUGUUAAAUUGUGCUACAUUAUCCUCUGUACUGGUAACAGAUUGUAGUAGCACUUAAUUAGAAUUAGAUAAUCGCUUCUGAAUCCUUGGACACAGUCUACAUUUUCAUUUUAAUGAGUCCCAAUUAAAAAGAUGGUUUCUAGGAACUGUCCGGUUAUAUAUCAGUUCAUUUCAGGGGAAUCAUUAUAAAACCUUCAAAAUAAAGUAUUAUGAACUUAUGAACCUACACACAGACCAGCUGACAGAACCACACAAGUCCAGAGAGGUCUGAACUGUCCACUUCGAUGAUUGGCACAAGUAGGUUACACACAGACACAUGCACAAACACAUUCUCACUAAUACACACUCACACAAUGACAGAACGCCAUCGCAAAAUAAAAGCCUGGCUGUCCUCUCUGAAUAGCCGAGGUCUUUAUGUAACGGUGUCAUUUGGUUCCUCACCACUGAGGCUCAUUCUCAUUCAACACCAGAUCAAGUAUAGCCACAGACACCCUCCUCAUCCUCCUCCUGGGCGCAGGCAUCACAAGACUGAGGGAUCAUGGGAAAACGAAAGAUGCACACAGGUUUAACGGACAGAUGUCGUGAGCGCUGAAGACAGCGUGAAAAUGGGCAUACGCUGGUCUGCGAGUGUGUGUCGUUACCCUCUAGGUGGGUGGAUUGAGUGUGUAUGAGUGUGUGUUUAUACGAAAUUCCAAUAUCCUGCACCUCAGCCCCUCGGGCACGGCAAUGAACCGCUUCCUGUCCUUUCACGAAAUGGCCUGCUAAGUGUGUGUGUGAGUCAAUGAUGGCUUUGGCACCGAUGACAGAACCACUAGGGGGUUACAUAACGCACUGCCCUCUCUCACACACACACACACACACACACACACACACACACACACACACACACACACACACACACACACACACACACACACACAAACACAAAUAGAAAAGCAAUAAACACACAGCUCAAGUAAUUGUGGAGCCUCCUCUUGUUCGGGGCCCAAAACGCAACCAGCCUCUAAAUCCAGACGGGAAGGGGGGCCAGAUAGGAAAACUACUGAGGAGGCCUUUUGUUUUGUACCACUCCUUCUCUCCCUCUCUCUCUCACUCUCUCUCUCUCUUCCCACUUUUUUUCUUCUUCUUCUCCUCAUCUUGUCUCAACACCUCUCCUUCCCUUCAUUCAUCUCCGGGCUAUGACUGCAGAUUCACACACAAGAGCAGCACUUACACCCAUCGAAGGAGGUAAAUUCUUCUUCUUCUUCUUUCUCGUUGGCAAAAAUCCCUCUUUUAUUUGUUGUUUUCACUUUGGUCUUAACUAUAUCAGAUUGAGAGAAAUAAAAGCUAGCUUGUAUCAUUACUUAUGUUGGAAAACUUGUGUACCACAAGGUUUUAGAGUUAUGUAAAAUCUCAAAACCAAGAUCAGGGCAAGUUAUGAAACCCACCAAAGGAGGGAAAACGUAUGUUGGUGGAAGCAAAACUUGCUAAAUGCAACCAAACAAAAUUAAAAAGUUUGAUUGAAUAAGAUUUACUUUACUUCUUAUUUGAAACACAGAUCAGAUCUGAAAACUCCAGCAUACACUAACUCUGUGCCUCUUAGGGGGUGUGGUUUCAAGACACGAAAAAAUGUGGACUCUCUGUUUGUAUGGAAGCCCAUGUGGACAUACAUCUUUACAUUUUAUGCCCUCAUUUUUCACCACAGCAGAUUAAUUUCUCUUACUUAAAAAAAGUUGCUUUUCUCAAAAUAACGGUCUGACUUUAGCAGUCUAGAAAACAAUGAGCUAGUCACUGUGAUAGACCAGACCACGACAUACCACGCUGCUUUUGACCACAAUGAGGUAAACUGGGAUGAUUUGUUUUGGCCAGAAGGGUUGUGAUCAUCUGAUGUUAAGUCUAGAUCUUUAUGUAACAAGUAGCUUGUUAUCAGGGUAGAGAGUAGAUAAAAUGUCCUGAUGUUUAGAUGCAUGUCUGCUUACUGCUGUAACAAGGUUGAAGUUCAAUGCAUCAUCCUAACUGGAAAUCAACUCACUAGCUGGGACUUGUAAAAGAAAAGUAAAAGUUUUAAAUACAUAUGGGUGCUUGGGGCUUCUUUCAUAAGUCUCUGGAUCCACUUCUUAUCAUUGUUGCUGUAUAAGUGAAAGUCUUCAGGAGUUAAACUCUUUGUCUGUCCCUCUUCUAGAUCUUAAACAUACAAUAGUCCGUCUUCAUUGUUGCAUAUAUCCCAAUCUGUUUUCAUAUCUGUCAGUUUUCAAGGACAAUGUGUUUGCUCUGCUGUCUCCUGUUUUCCCUGUGUUCAGAUUAUCCAGAUAAGGAAAUUGGGAUGUUUCACUCGUUUGAUGCUUUCAAGCGUUGAUAGGAGACGUCAGUUUGAGUCCCACAUGGAGUGCAGCUGUAGUGUCAGUGCUGACGUGUUGUAGAUUAAAUGCUUCUUGAAGCGUAGCAGUGCUGCAACCUUUGCUGUUUCAAGGAGAAAUAUCUUCAUCUGACACAGCUGUGUUAAGUUUCUGCAGGAGCAGAGAGGAAGGAGUGUUGUCAGACACCUUUAGGGAGUUUAAAUAGAACCUGAUGUGCUCUAUUUUUUCUCUUUGUUUAAGAAAAUGUGUGUGAGUGUGUGUGUUUGUCACUGCAUGUUCAGUCAAGUUUUGGUUCAGGUUUGUUUGGCCCUCUAGAUUAUGUGUGUGUGUGUGUGUGUGUGUGUGUGUGUGUGUGUGUGUGUGUGUGUGUGUGUGUGUGUGUGUGUGUGUGUGUGUGUGUGCGUGUGCGUGUGCGUGUGUGCUGUCAGACUCCCUGCAGGUUUGUUUUGCCCUGCAGCCUUGCGUGUGUGUGUGUGUGUGGAUUUUGUGAGUGUGAGUGUGUGUGCUUCAGGUGUCUAUGGGGGGACACUUAAUAAUAGACUUGACCUAAGCAAGGAGGGGAGUUGGGGACAACAGUGAAAAGUCGAGGCUAUAUUUAAAAACUGCAGAGUCACACACACUUGAACACGGUGAUGAGAGGUCAGAGGUCAAGAGCAGAAGAAUACACACUUUCUCUCCCCUCUUCUCUCUCUCAUAUGACUCCUGACUCAGAGCCAUUUGUUCGAGCUUUAAUUGCUGCAUAUCUUUGGCAUUGUCUUUCCAGCCCCAUAACAACUCUGCUGUUCCUGAAAAACACACACCUUGUCACACACACUCUUUUGUUCCCCAUUAGAGUUGAGCCUGCUCUACUGCUUUGCAUGAACAUGCUUUCUUUGUUAUCUGUCCUUCCUCACUUUUGUCACACACUCCCACAGGCAAAACAUAACCCUGAGGAAAAGUUCAGGACAUUUCACAUGGGAGAAAAAUUCACAAAGGACAUAGUUAAUGAUAGCCUUGACUUCCUGCAGCUCUUUAUUCACUUGGUGAAUUUCCAAAUUCUAGUUACUUUUUAAUUCUAGCUGCAGACGGUGAGUGAACCCAGAAGGCUGUAGUGGAAAAACACAGCAGAUGUAUGAAAGUGAUUUUUUUGCUACUCAUAAAUCAGACUGAAAUCCAUACAGAUCCCUCCUCAUGACCUACAAAUGCAAACACGUCUGAUUUUAAUAUUUAUGUUUCGUUAUUUGAAUGCCUGAAACUGCUUGCAGGGGGAAAAGUCAGAGACAGUGUCUGACUGCAUGUAGAUAAAACAGCUUUUGUUAUAUUUUACACUGAUAUUACUUCCAGUGAGUGAGAUGUUUGACUGUAAAUGAAUCUUUUGUUUAAUAAAGCACUGACGUUAACAGAGCAUGAUUGCAAAGAGAUGAUAUGUGGCAGAAAAGUGGUGAACAACAUAUGCCACUUAUGGCGUGGCUGGUGGUAUUCUACAGGUGAGCCAGUGGCAUGUGAUAGUCGCAAAACCAGUCCUCUCAGUGGUAUACCUACAGUAUGCCACUCCAUAUAUUUUCUUUGUUGAGAACAGGUGUGCAGCAAAGUCAUUUAAAUACAGAAGUGUCUUUUAUGUGUAUGACACAGUGACAUAAAAGCUAUUCAGCCGUAGUUGGUGGCUAGCCUGUUGCUUCAAGGUAAAGUUGUUUGUUUUAUACUAACAUAUUCAUGAUUGGAGAUGCAUAAAUAGUGUAGAGUGGGGUGAUGUUUUUGGCUAACAGCUAUGGUGGCUAGGCUCAUGAGCUCUCGCCUGUUGUUUGAGUACAGGGACAUGGACAGUAGUAUUUUUAAAUCUCCUCUCCGAGUGUUGACCACAGCUCAACUUCACUAUGCAUAUCGAAGCACUGAAUUACUUGUUAUUGUAAUGUUUGUGCAUGAACUUUGUUGAAGAAAAGAGUUAUAUUUAGAGCUGAUUCGCAGUGUCAAGCUGCAUAACACCAAAAUCUGGCUCAAAAGUCCCUCAUUUAGAAGAAUCAGCUUGGCUCAGUGGUUGAACACCCAGUCAGUCAAAGCAGGCGGCUUUGGCUCAAAGCCCAUGUGUGGCCCUUUGCCACAUGAAAUUCCCAGUUCCUCACACUAUGCACAGUCCUGUCUUCUUAAUGAAAGUAUGACAAAGCUCCAAAAAGUGAUCUUGAAAAACCCUUCACUUCUUGACACGCCUGUCCAUCUGUCCUUUUAAUUUCGAUCAUAAAAUCUGGACUUAUUUUAGAUCCCCUGAAAAAGUAGGAGCUCAUGAGAAGCAUGUGAAGGCAGCAUAUCCCGCCCCCCUGCAGGAAAACCCAUGCAACCGGCCAUGCAUAAAACGGUAGAGUGGAAGGAAACAGAGGGCGGGACAUCUCCGCCCCAGAUAGAAGGGAAAAAAAUCCAGUGGAUGAAACUCUCUGAGGAGGCGAGAGCUGCUGAGUAGUUCAAUAACCUCUCUGCCGAGGACCUUAAAGCCUCACUCUUUCUUCCUCUUCCUCUUCUUCAUUUUCUUCUUGUGAAUCGGACUACUAAAGCAUCCAAAAUGAAAGAUAAAACGACCACCCUCACCUGUAAGUAAACUGCACAUGUGUUAAAUAUCGGUCGUUGUCAUGGUUAGAAGAAAAAAAAACUUUGAUUCUUCUUCGACGCUUCUUGUUUCAAUGUCGAUCGAUGAUGAUCUUAUAGAGGGGUUCAAGGGUGUUCCUGCGUUCACCAGACUCUUGUGUUAUUCAUAGUUCUGUUGUGAGGCGAAAACCGAGACACAUGGCCCACUUGUUUGUCUGUGGUGGGGGGAAAAAGUUCUGGCAGACAUACUUGGGGGCGCUCCGUUCACCCCAUAAUCCAGUGACCUGGAUUUAUGAUGCUGUUCUAUGAAGACUCGCUGCCGGGGGUCUGUAAAGAAAAAAGAGCCACAAGAGUCUUGGCAACUCUCUUGAGCAACUUGUUGAACUCUUGAGCUGCAGGCUUUGAAAUGAGAACUCGGUCAGAGCUGAAAGGUUUGUUUGUUGCCAUUGAAACUUUAUCCGGUCUGUUUUUUAUGUAGAUUAGAUCUUCGGUUCUCGGUUAACUCUUGAAACUGCAGAUUUGCAUUAGAUUUUCAUAUAUGCAUGGUUUUAAGGUUUAUGCACGGCGCAGAAAAGUUGCAGUCGAUUACUUUUCUCACUUAGUUAUUUUCCUAUGAAGUAAUUCCAAAGCGAGGUUGCGUAAUGGGCGCAAUUUUUGGAUACUGUCGAUGUCAUCCUGUUUCAUUCUUGCGCACGAUUUUUAAUUUUGCUGUUAAAAUAGAUUCGACCUUCAUAGAUGAGUCAGUCUAACAUACUUCUAUUCCACGCUGGGCUGUAGAUAAAAACCAGGUGCCUUACAUAACCGUACCAAACUGAACCCAUCUGCGCUAAUGUGUGCCAACCAGCACACAAAACGCAGCACAGGAUGGCAUUCAUAACCAUAAUUUCAUUCUGAUCAUGACAUCCAAGUGCUUUGACUGCUUUUAAGGGCUUUUAUCGGUGGUUUAAAACAGACUGUAGGUCAUAUCUGUCUGUCCUUUUUCCCUCUUGUUUGAGAUUGGUGUGUUCAGGAGUUUCUCAGUCUGUACUUUUCCACUAGCAGCGGCUUUUUCUUGGCACGGAGCCUCCCUCAGCUCAGGCUCUCCUCUCGCGUCUUUUGUAUACCGAGGGAACCUGCGUCACUCUGGGCCGUUUUAAUUGAGAAGCAGCCAAACAGUGAAGCUGAUAGGGCUGGUUAGGGGGCGAUCAGAUUGUUUGCACAGGAGCAGGUUGCAAACUAAGGAGGGGAGAGAGUGAGUUACGUAAACAAUCAGGAACUUUAAGAAUAAUGCAGAGAAACAAAUCUGAAGAACUUUUAGCAGGGAGUUGUGUCAUUCAUCUUUUUUGCACUUUUAUGUGCUUUUAAAUCUUUAAAAUGAACCAUAUGUUUUUAAUGACAGCAUCUGGAUGUUAUUAGCCUCAGAGAUCUGUUUUUGCAGCCUUGUGGAGACACAUAUUUGCUGUCUCGGUGACAGCUUCAGGCAGUGACACAUGUUCAGCUGAGUUUCUAUGGUAUUGCUCAAAAACAUUUGCAAAUAGUACAACUAGGUCUUUCAUUGAGUGGUGUUGCGGUGAAGAACUUUUUCCUCUAUUUUUUCUUUGUUUUUUGACGCAAGCGCCCCCUUAAAGGUGUGGCUAUGACGCACCGAGAGCGCAAUCGCCUCUGAUUGGCCGAGAGCGCGAUCGAUUCUCUCCUCGCGGGCCAUUUAGCAAAAGGAAAUGUUUGUAGAGGAGGACGCCCACAAGGAGGUGUGGGUGGGUGUUGAGGGGAGGCAAAGGAAAGGGGGGCAGCUCCUCCCUCAUCCCUGUCAUAAAAGUAGAGUCAAAAAGGAGGAAAGUCAUAUUUUGUUUUCAGGCAGUUGAUGAGCACAGAGCUGCUUUUCAACUUCUCAACAUGACGAUCAAAACAGAAACACAGAAGCCAGUUAUGACUUACUCCAAAACUAAAGGGCUUGUGGCUUUACUCACCGGUAUGGAAACAAAGCUGGAUGCUCAUUCAACACUUGGAUUUUUCUGAUUUUUCUCCAAAAAAUCUAAACUUUUCUCCUUCUUUUUGCUUCUCUUUUGUAUUGCAGCUUUCAUGAAACAGAGGAGGAUGGGGUUGAACGACUUCAUUCAGAGAAUUGCCACAAACUCCUACGCCUGCAAGCAGUGAGUACCAUCUGACUCAUGUUAUUGUACCGCAGUCACUGAAGGGACAAAGCAUUGAGAAACACGGAGCAGAAAUGCCAGUUAUUCUGUGUCCUCGGAGGGGACAGUGUGACUCAAUUUGCCUCCCAGAUCAGCUGACUCAGAUGUAAACAAUGCAGGAUACUUUAGUGCUUAGUUAGGAGAUAAACUUAAUGAGAUUUCUUUAUUUUCCAUUCCAGUCCGGAAGUUCAGUCUAUUCUGAACUUGAGUCCCCCUCAGGAUGCUGAGCUCAUGAACACAAACCCAUCUCCUCCUGUGAGUAGAUUUUGCUUUUAACACUUUAUUGUGAUCUCCAUCCUUUGUUUACAUACACUAUAAGCAGUGAUACACAGAAAUGCUCCAUGUUAUGGCUCUAAAAUCAUCCUUUCUCUCCUUUCUAGCCGAGUCCAUCCCAACAGAUCAACCUCGGCCCUUCCUCAAACCCCUCAGCAAAACCCAGCGACUUCCACUUCCUUAAAGUGAUCGGUAAAGGAAGCUUCGGUAAAGUUCUGCUUGCACGGCACCGCACCGAUGAUGAGUUUUAUGCAGUCAAGGUCCUGCAGAAGAAGGCUAUCUUAAAGAAGAAGGAGGUAAACGCACGCUCGAGCACUAAAAAGUAUGCAUCCAUCCCUGAAGUGUCUGCUCUUUAACCCUGUUUUCUUUGUGUUUCUCAGGAGAAGCACAUCAUGUCAGAGAGGAAUGUGCUGCUAAAGAAUGUCAAGCACCCGUUCUUGGUGGGCCUGCACUAUUCUUUCCAAACGGCCGACAAGCUCUACUUCAUCCUGGACUACAUCAACGGAGGGGAGGUGAGUUACGAGCCAGAAAAUGAUGUGAAUAGGCAGCAGAAAUGAUAAAAGACAGAGAAAGAAGCUGAGCUAUUUAUAGAGGAAGCUAAAAAAGAAAGAUGUAAAGAGCAGAUUUAAAAGAUGGAUGUAGCUGGAGGGGACAGAAAUUUUCUAAGAGAUGAUUUAGCACCAGAGUCAGAGAUUUAAAAAAAUGAGGCACAGACAGACAGACACAAGGGGAAAUCCUGUCAUGAGAAGCAGAAUAGAAGUCUUGUCUUUCUUUUUCUCUAAAGGAAACACCUCUCAGGAAAUCAUGGGGUGGGUUUGGACAGCAGGGAGAGACUCAGGCCAAAAUUAGCAGACUCAGUGUGCACCUAAUCGAGCUAAUUUCCUGUGAUUGUUGCAAAAGCAGGGACAGUGCUGAUUAAAUAUGGGCCUCAUCAGGAAACAGGAUGCAUUUACCCUCAUUCUCCCUCUUCCCUUUCUCUUUUCUUCCCUCUCUCUCGCUCCACCUUUAGCCUCCCUCUUUAUGGGUCAGACUUUUUAAGCUUUUAUCUUCCUGACUCUUGAUUUCCUCUCUGUCUUUGUAUCUGUCGUUUUAUUUUUCCUCUUCCUCUAAUUUCCUCUUUCUUCUCAUGGGAUUUGGAAACAAUCUCAAACAUGAAAAGGACAUUUUAGCUUUUGUUUCUAUUGUCAUAACCUUUGCUCUUUUUUCUUCCUCCCCCAGUUGUUCUACCACCUACAGAGAGAGCGCUGCUUCCUCGAGCCUCGAGCCAGGUUCUACGCUGCAGAGAUCGCCAGCGCACUCGGGUACCUCCACUCCCUCAAUAUCGUCUACAGAGACCUGAAACCAGAGAACAUCCUGCUGGACUCACAGGGACACAUCAUCCUUACAGAUUUCGGCCUGUGCAAGGAGAACAUCGAACCCAACGGGACUACGUCGACUUUCUGCGGUACACCAGAGGUAAGGACAAACUAAACUCCACAGUGUUAAUACAGACCUCCUUUUUGGGCAGAUUUCCGUAUUAUUUCUUGAUAUCCAUUAAUGUUUGUUUUGAUUUUCUUUGCAGUAUUUAGCUCCUGAAGUUCUACACAAGCAGCCAUACGACAGAACAGUAGACUGGUGGUGUUUAGGAGCGGUUCUCUAUGAAAUGCUGUACGGCUUGGUAAGUGAAAGUCAUUUAAAUCUUUAUUUUGAAGUAGCAUCCCACUCUGAAUAUACUUUUGAAGUAUUACAAAUGCAUACUUCACCUCAAAUGAAUCAUGCACAACGACAAAAAACAAAGAUAGCAUCCUUAUCUCUUUGCACUUGAUGUGUUUCAGUCGGAGUUUCUGCAUGACUUCAGCUGAUUAAAUCUCUUUCGUCAUGUGCUUUUGUCGUCCAGAUCCUAAUCACUCUCUUCUUUUUGUCCCUCUUCAGCCUCCGUUCUACAGUCGCAACACUGCAGAGAUGUACGACAACAUCCUGAACAAGCCGCUGCAGCUGAAACCCAACAUUUCCAACGCCGCCCGACACCUCCUGGAGGGUCUGCUGCAGAAAGACCGCACCAAGAGGCUGGGCUGCACAGAGGACUUUGUAAGUGUUUGGUCAUGUGAUCAUACCUUCACACAUCACUUGCAUUUAAGGGCGUCAUGUAACAGUUUGUAUCUCUCCACAGAUUGAAAUCAAGAACCACAUUUUCUUCUCCCCGAUCAACUGGGAUGACCUCAACGCCAAGAAGAUCACCCCUCCUUUCAACCCCAACGUGGUACGUUCCUUUUGUAACACUAUAAUGAGGCCUCAUGAUGGUAUGACAGUAAAGCAGCCAAAGUCCACAGAGUCAAAUAUUUAGCUUUACAUAACUAGAUCAAGAGAACGGAACAUCCUCACUGUGGAUUAAAACAUCUCCAAGUAUGGCCAGGUAUUUUGACUAUUCCCACCUGACUAAUCCCUGUUUGUCUCUCCCCUCUGCCUCCCCCUCCUCUCUUUAGACGGGACCCAAUGACCUGCGGCACUUUGAUCCAGAGUUCACAGAUGAGCCGGUGCCCAGCUCCAUUGGCUGCUCCCCGGACAGCGUGCUCGUCACAGCUAGCAUCAAAGAGGCAGCCGAGGCCUUUGUGGGCUUCUCUUACGCCCCCUCCAUGGACUCCUACCUAUAG
Molecule: messenger RNA, 45796 nt
Organism: Xyrichtys novacula (pearly razorfish)
Lineage: Eukaryota; Metazoa; Chordata; Actinopteri; Labriformes; Labridae
Source: the annotation of a GenBank genome assembly